GCCCAGCCCUAGCAGCCAGCAGCCGGCCGGCACCUCCUUGGAGUCCCUCUUGCCGGGCCACGUGACCAGGCUCCUUGGCGUGAGAGCCGCGCUCUGACCGCCCGCCGUCACGCUCGGCCUCCCAUUCGCCCGGCGCCUCAGGAAGGAGAGGAGACAGGAGGAAGAUACAAAGUUUCCAGCGGGGAGAAAGACAGACUUUCCCGAGCCUCGGAGUCUUCUCCCGGCGGUAGGCUGAGGACUUGGCGGCCUCUCCCAAAAGAAGGGGGGGGGGGGCAGAAGUAGGGUGGGGUCCCCCUGAAAGUUUAGGGUGACUUGAAAGUUUGAGCUAAGCCAGGGCAGGGGGGAGGCAGGACCGCAACAACAAACACCCCCCCCCCAAACCAUAGAAUGGUAGCGUCGGAAGCACUGCCGAAUUUACGUACAGUAUUAAGCUAAACAUAACAUAUUUAGCCGACCUGAGCCUGGUCUGGGCUGGGGAGGGCGGGGUAUAAAUAAAAAUGUAUUAUUAUUAUUAUUAAACAAGCUAGAGCUUAGGGCCCCCCCCAAAAAAAAUUAAAGGGGAGAAAAAACCCCUGGAUGUACAUUUCUAGUAUAUAAGAAACAAAUAGAAUAGAUAGAUAAACUUUAUUCGCAUUAGCCAACGGCCAUGGCAACAUACAACAAGCAAUAUAUACAAAUAAACAGACAGCAAUUGGUAAAAAGGGCAAAUCAAAUGACCAAGGUUAUCGUUCAGAUAGUGGCCCUUAAUCUCAUGGCACCCUCGAUAAGAACAAAUAGAAUAAAACCUACGUACAGGAGCGCCCUCCCCCCAAAAAAAUUAAAGGUAAAAAAACUGGAUAUACAUUUCCAAAAUAUAAGAUAAAAAACAAAAUAAAACCCACAUACAGCAACAGUGUUUUGUGUUUUGUGUUGGCUCCUAUGAUGUAAGUAAUGGGCCCGCAAUCAUUUAUGUUAGAGCUUAAUUAUUUCACUGUUAAUAUACGCAAUUGUGCUUCAAUUCGACAAUGACUUUGAUAAAAUACAUAUUUUGUUAUGUUCAAAUGGCUUUAGAUACCUUUUAGGUCCAUAAAUUGCCAUAUAGCAUAUAUUCAACACACACACACACACACACACACACACACAAAACCAGUGACAAUUUGUUGCUGACAGAGGACAGCUGGACAUAUAAAGGGCCCCGUUAACCUUCAGUAGCUUAGGGCCUCAUCAAACCAAAAUCCGGCCCUGAAUGGUAGCGUCGGAAGGGACCCCCAGGAGUAAUCUAGUCUAACCCUCCCCAGGAAAGUUAAAAGACUCCCCAAGGGAGGGCCAGCCAACCUCCUGGUUUAAAAAAAUCUCCAGUGAGGUGCCGAAAUCCCAAUAGAGCAGAAAAAAAGACUAUUUAUUUAUGCGACCACAGCUGCUCGGAUGCUAUUGGCCCAGAGAUGGAAAGAAGUCCCUACCAGAGAAGAAUGGCAGGUUUAAGUUGAUGGAUUAUGGCGAAAUGGCAAAAACAACCGGAAGAAUCGGAAAUUUUAAGAAGGAAUGGGGGAAAUUGAUAAUUUAUCUUAAAAACCAUUCUAAACAGUUAAAAUCGUUAGUUGGGUUGGACUAACACAUGUAGUUUAUCGUUGAAUUUUGGAUAUAAUAGAGGCAUAAAAGAUUUGGAUUAUUAUAAAAGAUGCAGGAGGAAAUGGUCAGCAAUAAGACCCACAAAGGGGAGGCAGGAAGUCCAGGGCAUUUUUGGAAUCUUGUUUUUAUGCUGUUUCUCGGAUAUGUGAUUGUAAAACAUGAAUAUGAAAAAUGAAAUAAAUAUUCUUUUUAAAGGGGGGGGGGGGAAUCUCCAGUGAAAGAGACAGCCCUGGCAAAUUGGCUGUUCCGGCUGAGGCUGGUGGGUGGGAGUUGGGAGGGCAGCAGCAACUGGGAGGGCCACAGGCUUCCCACCCCCAUCCCAAGCUCCUCAGUUUCAUAAAAGAAAGAGUGGACUCGGUGUUCUGCUUCUCUACCCUCUUGUCCUCAGGCUCUUGGCAAAUUUAGAUAUAUAUUUUUUAUAAUGCAAAAAAAUUGCCGAGACUUUUUGGAAGUGGAAGCUGGAGUGAAAUAUUGUAGCAGUGGAGUGGUGGUUUCAGCCAGCCAGCCCCUUCCAGGGUACUCCAUUCCAUUCCUCCCCAUGUCCCCCCCCCCUUUGGGAAAACAGAUAUUCUGCAUCCACUGGGCAUGUUCUUUCAGCAGCUUUGGGUGGUUCCCUUUUGAGUUUUCUUCUCAUUCCUUUUUAGGGGUGGAAUUCCCUGCAAAAUUUAGUCUCCUCCCUCCAUAAAUUCUGUGGUGCAUCCCUUUUGUGCAGGAGUGGCAGUGUUCGCUUGGAGAAUUGAGUUUGCUAGUACUGUAGCGUGUAGCUAGGUGUGCCUCGUGUAUUGCAAAGACUCCUGGGAGUUGAGUGGGGAGAUGCUUGUUUUUUUUUUAAAGUGGCUGCAGCUGCAGUCCUGUACUCACUUAGGGCAGAUUCACGCCAUACAUUUAAAGCACAUCACUUCCCUCAAAGAACCAUGGGAACUGUAGUUCCCUCAUGGAACUACAAUUCCCGAAUUAUUAGCUAAGGAUAAUUAAAAGUAAUAGAAAAUUAAGAAAUGCAGAAGUAUGAUAAAGAACAGAAAAUCAUCAGAGGUGUCGACGGAAGUCAAAAUAUUGCAUAAGAUGUGAAGAUAUGUUGUAUGACUGUUGGAACUGAUAUGUUAAAAAAUCAAUAAAAAUGUAUUAUUAUUUUUUUUAAAAAGGAACUACAAUUCCCAGUACGCUUAGCAAACCACUUUUCCCAGGAUUCCUUAGUUGAAGUCAUGUGCUUUAAAUGUGCAUUGAAUGUGCUCUAAAUGCGUGAUGUGCUUAUGUCCUUAGUUGGGAGUAAGUUUUGAAGCAUUCAGCAUGACAUCUGAGUACAUAUGCAUAAGUGGGUGGGAUUUUUUAAAGAAAAGAUGUGUUUCUUUCUCCUCUUGGUUUUAAUGUAUUCUGUCAGGGUUUUGUCUGUCUGUCUGGUUUGUUUUAAGUCACUUUUCAAGGUAAAGCAACUAACAAAUUUAAGAAAUAAAAAUAAAAAAUGCAGUCUGGGCCAAAUAAUAAAUUAUGAUCAUACACGUAUAAGCCACUUACAACACAUAACAGGUGUUUACUGCAUGAGCAGUAAACAGCAAUAGAUAACAAUAGACUGCAAUAACAAUUCUAUUAAUAGAGUUGAUAAAUGUUCAUGAACAUUAAAUCAGCAAAUUAACAAUUCAUGAAUGCUCCAUUGAAUAAGUGUUAUUGUUUGGCUCCUUAAGUCAAGGUUGCGGUUGCCAAAAUGGAAUGUCUAGUUGCCAUUUUGGGGCAAGACUGCUCUAAAGGCUUAUUUUUCAAAUGAUGGACUGACUGUGAUUGAUUCUCAGUGAAACAUCUGGCUAGUUCAGAUGACAACCUUGAGCUAGGUUAAGAGCUUUGAGAACUUAAAUAAGAAAAGUCACUUGAAUCCAGAGACAGUCCACAUUUAUAUUGGCCCAUUCCACAGGGCGGGAAAAGCAAUUCGGUUCUAGAAAUUCAUUCCAAUUGUUCAGAUAAAAUAUAACUGAUAGAAUUCUACAGGAAGCGGUAUUAGUGUGUGAAAACAGAUCCAAUGUUCUCCCCAGAGAGUGGAGAUGCCAGAUGCCAUUAUGUGGUCACAGGUGGUCGAAAGGCAGGUGCAAAAUGUGCCUGGCGCCUGGCUAAUUUCGAACACUGGAUAGAGUGGGGCAUUCAGGAAAGAAUAUAUAGAUGAAAGAACUCUUCAUAUGUUCCUAUGUAUUCCUCCUUUUCUCCCAUUCAGGUGUGAUGCCUCCUAAAAGGCAUGGAAAAAGCAACCUCCCCACUCCUCUUCAAGAAGGGGUAAUACUGAAAGACACUGAAAAAAGAGAGUGGAGACUAGGUCGUAUGAUUGGCCAGGGAGGAUUUGGCCUAAUCUACCUAGGUAAAGUAUAGAUCAUCACCUGAGUCAUUGCAAUGUGCUGCCUUUGCUGUUGGUGAUUUCUGUGUGCUUGUGUUCCAUCCUUAUAACUGUUAGUUCUUCAAUCUCUGUGUUGGUUUCAUCUCUUAACCAGUUCAAUCUUCGUGUUGCUUUCAAACACAACUUUAUAACCAUAAGGCACAGUUCGGGGUACUUGAGAAUUUUGCUCCUAAAUCUGGUACCCUCCAGACAUUUUGGAUGACAGCUUACCGUAUUUUUCGCUCUAUAAGACGCACCAGACCACAAGACGCACCUAGUUUUUGGAGGAGGAAAACAAGGGAAAAAAAAUUCUGAAUCUCAGAAGCCAGAACAGCAAGAGGGAUCGCUGCGCAAUGAAAGCAGCAAUCCCUCUUGCUGUUCUGGCUUCUGGGAUAGCUGCGCAGCCUGCAUUCGCUCCAUAAGACGCACACACAUUUCCCCUUUUUAGGAGGGAAAAAGUGAGUCUUAUAGAGCAAAAAAUACGGUACGUUAUCUCUGAGCACUGACUGUGCCUGAUGGAAGCUGUAGUCCAAUGAAUAUGGAGGACACCAGGCUGAGGAUGGCUAUCCUAGAUUACCCUAUUCCCGUCUCUAAAUUAUUGCCAUGCAAUUUUUAACCCAGCACAGAUGCUGGUAAUAUGUAAUUUCUGGGUUCUCAUGACUUUGUUGUUGUUGUUGUUUAGUCGUUUAGUCGUGUCCGACUCUUCGUGACCCCAUGGACCAGAGCAUGCCAGGCACUCCUGUCUUCCACUGCCUCCCGCAGUUUGGUCAAACUCAUGCUGGUAGCUUCAAGAACACUGUCCAACCAACUCAUCCUCUGUCGUCCCCUUCUCCUUGUGCCCUCAAUCUUUCCCAGCAUCAGGGUCUUUUCCAGGGAGUCUUCUCUUCUCAUGAGGUGGCCAAAGUAUUGGAGCCUCAGCUUCAGGAUCUGUCCUUCCAGUGAGCACUCAGGGCUGAUUUCCUUAAGAAUGGAUAGGUUUGAUUUUCUUGCAGUCCAUGGGACUCUCAAGAGCCUCCUCCAGACCAUAAUUCAAAAGCAUCAAUUCUUCAGCGAUCAGCCUUCUUUAUAGCCCAGCUCUCACUUCCAUACAACCCUAAAUAGCAACACUGAUGAUAUUCCUGAUUCCUACAGCUUCAGAAACCACUGUUUGACUUUCAGAGCUGACGUUAACCUUUAGGAGCAAGAGAGAAUUUUUCUGGAUGUCCCUCUUGGCACUGGAAGCUUAACUGGGCUAUGCAUGGUGUCUUCAGACACAUCUCAGCUCCUGACCAUCUGCUGUCCUGUCCCCGUGCCCAUUCAGAAGGUGCCAUGCCAGUUUCAACAGGGUCUAGAUGCCAAUUCCACAACACAGCCAGUGCCACAGUGCCAAUUUAAGGGAAACAUAUCUUUGCGGAUUGUCCGUAAUCCACCUAACAGCAAAUAUUUCUGCAUGUUCCUCUUUCUAACCCAUUGGCUUGCAUCCGUGCUGUUGGUUAACUGAAAAAGGAACAAGGAGCCUAAGAGACAGUGGCCAAAUGAAAUCGCUUCCACCAUGCGGGAUAACGUCGGGAGUAGAAAAGGCUAAGGAGUAAACACUGGAAUGAAAUCCCUAAGGAGGUUUAUGGCGCCUUGUACAUCUCCUUACAGCAACUCCUGCAGCCAAGCUGGUCCCUAAUGUAUUGCUCUGCUUUCCUUUGUAUCACAUCAGCAAGGCCAGGAGGGGUCAUCUGGGCAGCCCAGUGCUUCCAUACACACUGCCCAGGCUGGGGAGGUCACUACUGUGCUCCUAAUUCAGCGGUUUGACUUCACCCCCGGAGGCACACUCCAUUGUCUCUCAAGACCAACAGAUGCCAAUAACAAUAGAUUGAAUUUCACUUCAACAUUGGCAUCUGUCUGGAUGCGUCCAAAUAGUCAUGUCACGCUGAAAGACUGACUGUUUUGUGGGGAUGAGAGAUUUUGCAGCCAGGAUCUGACUUGAUUACAAGCACGAAGGAGACAGUGAAGAAGAUGGGUGCGCAGAAACAUAGACCUAUGAGAGAAGACGUUACUAGACAAUUACAGCCUUGAUAUCAGAUAGCUCUGUCUGUAUAGAUCUUGUCUCAAAAGUAACAUAAUAUUUCCCCUGAGCUCUGCAGGCCUCAAGCUUAAGUAAAACACUUAUCCACAGACUGAGCUUCAGUUAAUGUCUUUCGUGCAUGUUAAGACUUUCACAAUGUUGUUGUUUUUCUAAAAGGUCUACUGGACCAUAUUUAAGUUGAGUUUGGAAACAUUGCCAUUUUUUUAAACUUUCUGGUGCUGAAAUAUGCCUUCCUAGCAUGGUUAUUGUGAUGUUAGUGCAGUGUUUCUCAAACUUUGGGUCCCCAGCUGUUGUGGCACUGCAACUCCCAUCAUUCUUGACCACUGGACCUGCUAGCUAGGGAUGAUGGGAGUUGUAGUCCAGCAACAGCUGGGGACCUAAGUUUGAGAAACACUCCAGUAUGUACCGUAUUUUUCGCCCUAUAGGACGCACUUUUUCCCCUCCAAAAAUGAAGGGGAAAUGUGUGUGCAUCCUAUGGGGCGAAUGCAGGCUUUCGCUGAAGCCUGGAGAGCGAGAGGGGUCGGUGCGCACCGACCCCUCUCACUCUCCAAGCUUCAGGAAGCUAUCCCCCCAGCCCCGCAAGCUCCCAGAGCGAUGCCAAAGCUGCGUGCAGCUUCGGCAUCGCUCUGGCUCCCGUUCUGGGGGCUGGGGUCAGGGGAAGCUCGGGCUUCCCCCACCCCAGCCCCGCACCUGGGGGGAAAAUAUUUUUUUCCCCUUUAUCCCCCCCCCCCAAUCUAGGUGCGUCCUAUGGGCCGGUGCGUCCUAUAGGGCGAAAAAUACGGUAAACCUAGCAGAAGAAUAAUUUCUGAGGAACACUGGUUAAAAAACCCCACCCUUCUUUCCCUGUGUAUGUGCUCGUACACAAAUACACUUUCUUGAGGCCAUCAGUGUUUGCAAAAUGAGCAUCUGUUGCCAAAACCUCCAGCAGCAGCAGUGAGAUCAGCUGUGGACAGGAGUUGGGGAAUUCUAUUUAAUUGCCAAUAGGCAUAGCUUUUUUUGCUCUCCCCCAGUGUGCAAACUUUGCCUGCAAAACCGGCUCCCUAAGAUCUAUGGCAGACACUUUUCUCCAUUAUAUUCCAAGAGAUGAUUGCCACGAAAAUGAACUGCUGUAAGUGAAAGCUGGCAGGCUCCAGCUGGCAGACCAAACCAGCAAGUUAACUUUGUCGGACUUCUGGGUGCUGUGGUGCCAGGCUGUCAGUGAGCGGGGAGGCGGAGAAUGGCAAUUUCCUCCAGAAAUGUGCUCCAAUGUUGCUGCUUGCUUAUUAAAACUAAUAAAAGCUGUGGGGGAGCGCCAUAGCUCAGUGGCAAAGAACAUGCUCUGCAUGUAGAACAUCCUGGGCUCAGUCUCUCUAGAUAGGAGAGCUGAGGGAGACCAGCAGGAAUAGGCAGUUCAGGUUUAGGUGGGUCAAAUAGCUGGUGCAUAUGGGUUUCGUUUGUGGAAAGGCUGUAGCUCACUAGUAAAACAUCAGCUUUGCAUGCAGAAGGUCACAGGUUCAAUCCCUAGGAUCUCCAAGAAGUUCAGUUAUAUGUUCGAUUUCAUGUAGAGUUGUUAAAGGGUUUUCAUUCAUGUGAAGGAAAAAAAUCCUAGUGGUUAACAUACUGUGCAAAGGACCUGUGUUUGUACACACAUGACCUCUGGCCUUGAAGUUGUUCUCCAGAGUUUGUCGGAUGGGGUGACCAGCUUCUUAAGCCAUGUCGAAGGGAGGGAGGCAGCUUACACUGUAGCACCCAGCUGCUUGCAAGCUGGUUAAUCACAUUUCUAUAGUAGAAUAGGGAUGCGGAUGGUGCUGUGGUCUAAACCACAGAGCCUAGGACUUGCCGAUCAGAAGGUCAGCGGUUCGAAACCCCGCGACGGGGUAAGCUCCCGUUGCUCAGUCCCUGCUCCUGCCAACCUAGCAGUUCGAAAGCAUGUCAAGUGCAAGUAGAUAAAUAGGUACCGCUCCGGCGGGAAGGUAAACGGCAUUUCCAUGCGCUGCUCUGGUUUACCAGAAGCGGCUUAGUCAUGCUGGCCACAUGACCUGUACGCCGGCUCCCUCGGCCAGUAAAGCAAGAUGAGCGCCGCAACCCCAGAGUCGUCCGCAACUGGACCUAACGGUCAGGGGUCCCUUUACCUUUUUAUAGUAGAAUCAGAUUCUACUUCCGUUACACCACCUCUCACGAGCUUGUUCUUCAGAGAAGUUUUGCACUGCAACUCCCAUUAACCCCAGUCAGCAUGUUCCACCUAGGACUGAUAGGACCUGUAGUGCAGAACAUCUGGAGACCACUGGUUGCUGGUGCUGCCUUGCACUUUUUUUUUAAAAAAAAGAGGUGUUCCAAGCUUCUUCCAAAGCCUAAAACUUGGGAAAACACACGGUGUGCAUUCUAGCGGGAUACAAGUUGUUGGUGUAGCUAGAGGUGGAAGGAAACUGGAGUUGUGGGGGGCGAAUCAAGGAGUGGUGGUAAGGCAGUCAAGGUGGACUCACGUUAGGGAAUCUUUGGCCAUCUUCCUAACCUGCGGCAUUCAUACAUCAUGCUUUUCAUUUGAGUGUUCAUUUUAUCCGUGGAGGCACAGGUAAUCUCAGCGGCUGGAAGCGCCUCUUAGCAUCUGUGCCUGGUACGACAGCUUUGACCGUUUCUGGACCACAGCAGUUCAGGCAUUGGCGGCUUUUAAGAUUGGAUCGCCGCAGUGCACUCUUGUUGUGUGAGGCUUCCUUUGCACUUGACCUGGAAACUGCAUUUAGAUCCUGCCAGCAUGUAGCGUUUCUGCCCGGCAUAGCUGUCAACUUCCCCCUUCUUAAAAGGGAAAUUCCCUUAUUCCAAAUAGGAUUCCUCGCAAGAAAAGGGAAAAGUUGACAGCUAUGUUGCCCAGGGGUGUCCGCUCGUUUCUGAUUUGUUACCAGGUCAAGCUCGUUGCGUUACUAUUAGAAGAGAAAGCCCUUGACAGCUUAGGACCAGUUUACCUGUCAGAUUGCCUUUCCUGCAUAUGCGCCCACUCAGGCAUAUAAUAUAUAUAUUAUAGAAUCAUAGAGGUGGAAGGGACCCCAAGGGUCAUCUAGUCCAACCCCCUGCAAUGUAUGAAUAUCAGCUAAAGCAUCCAUGACAGAUGGCCAUCUAACUUCUGCUUUAAAAGGUUAUAUAGAUAUAUAAAUAUUCUGAACAAUUGAAACAAAAAGAAGCAGAUAUCCCUGCUAUAAUAUAAUAUGAUAUAAUAUAAUAUAAUAUAAUAUAAACAAUUAUGAUGUGAUAUGAUUUAGGCCUUUAACAUUAAGUGAUGUAAUCUUUAAUGAUUUCAUCAUGAAAUAUAAUUGUAAAGAGAGAGUGUCAAUUUAACUUUAAAAGUUGGGGAAGAAAGUAUGUGAAGAAUAAGACAGAAAAAGUGAGAAGAGUUUCAGUUGCAAAUUAUUUGUCUUUUACCCUUAUUUUACUGGAGAAAAUGGUGCAAGGUUUGAGUUUCUAUUGCUCUGGCCUGCUAUCUCACAUUCAGUGUUCUUAACCAGCUGAUUUUUCCUUUUCCUUUUUUUCAGUUUUCAGUUCAUAAAAUGAAACUAUCAGACUUAAGGUCUCGUAAAAAGUUAUUGGUAAAGUCCAGUUAAGUUUGGUUUGUAUGGAAGGUGCUAAUCAUUCAAAAUCAAUGAUACUAUCUUCAAUUAUCUUCAGUUCAUUUUAAUUUUAUUGAAGAAAUCAUUAUUCCUCAACGAUCUGUUUUUCUUCCUUUAACGGACAAGUUUCUUCUUUAUAUUUCAAAUAAUGAUUGGUUGUAAGGUUGUAAUUUUGGCUUUAUUAAUUAUAGUUAAAGGCUGUAACUCAAUAGUUCUAUCUCUUUCUUGAUCAGUUCGGUCCCAGCUACAUUUUCAUAAAGAUAUUUUAAAGUCUCUUAUUCUUAAGAUAAUUUAAAUCAAGUCUUUAAAGUUAAUUUUAAUUAUAAUAUUUGCAUAAUGGCAGAAGCACUUAAUGGUAUGCAACAGUUUCAUGUGAAUUUGGACUUAGUCUCCAACUUCACUCACGGACCAGUUACUUUUAGCAUUGCCCUUAGUGUGAUGUCCAUGGUGUGGCCCUUCUGGGUGUUAUUGGACCCCAAAUCCCAUAUGCCCCGCAGAGGACCCUACAGUCUGCAAACAAUAGCGUCUUGGAGGUCCCGGGCCUCAAGGAGGUUAGACUGGCCUCAACCAGAGCCAGGGCCUUUUCGGUCCUGGCCCCAGCCUGGUGGAAUGCCCUGCCACAAGAGACCAGUGUGGUGUAGUGGUUAAGAGCGGUAGACUCGUAAUCUGGGGAACCAGGUUCGCGUCUCCGCUCCUCCACACGCAGCUGCUGGGUGACCUUGGGCCAGUCACACUUCUCUGAAGUCUCUCAGCCCCACUCACCUCACAGAGUGUUUGUUGUGGGGGAGGAAGGGAAAGGAGAAUGUUAGCCGCUUUGAGACUCCUUAAAGGGAGUGAAAGGCGGGAUAUCAAAUCCAAACUCUUCUUCUUCUUCUACCAGGGCCCUGCGGGACUUGACAUCUUUCCACGGGGCCUGUAAGACGGAGCUGUUCCGCCAGGCCUUUGGUAGGUGCCCAGUCUGACCCCUCUCUUCCUACAAGACCCUAUAUAUAAGAGGCCUCUCUAACUCCUCUCACCGGCUCAUAUAAAUAGCUGAGCCUAGUGAGUACCUAAGGUUCCCAAUCCCUACAGUCAUAAUUUGCUGGUUGCCUUCUGAUCUUACUGAUUUUAAUCCAAUUUUAAACUGUAUUUCAGUCAAUUGCUGAAUUUUAUGUUUUAAUGUAUUUAUAUUUUGAUGGUAGCCGCCCCGAGCCCAGUUAUGGCUGGGGAGGGUGGGAUGUAAAUCAAAAUUUAAUUAUUAUGAUGAUGAUGAUGAUGAUGAUGAUGCAUAUAUUUUUUUCAAAACAUAUUUUUAUUGAUUUUUACAUGAAAUUUCCAAAAAACAUACAACAUAUUUUCUUAUCUUAUUCAGUGUUUUGGACUUCCAUCAACCACAUCUGAAGAUUUUUCAAUCUUUAUCACUUAAUCUGCAUUUCAUUAGUUUCACUAUUACUUUUAAUAGUCCUUCACUAAUUAUUCUCUUCAUACUUUUCUCUGCAAUAUUUCUCAUAGUCCUCCUUACAAAACCUCUUGCAAUCCUACUAGCGUAAUCUGUUGAUUACAAUUGCUUUUCAAAUAAUUCACAUAUUUGCUCAGUCCUCUGAGAAUCUCUGAUCCCGCAGGUUUCGAAUCUUUCCUGUCAUUUUAUCUACUUCUGCAUAGUUCAUUAAUUUUGUCUGACAUUCUUCUUUCGUCGGUAAUUCUUCUUGUUUCCAUUUCUGUGCCAAUAGUACUCUUGCUGCCAUUGUUGCAUGUAAAAACAGUUUAUUUUCUUGUCUAUUAAUAGCCUCCCCUACAAUGCCAAGUAGAAAUGCUUCUGGUUUUUUAAUAAAUGUAUAUUUCAACAUCUUUUUCAUUUCAUAUUAUUAUUAUUAUUAUUAAUUCCCCAGCCCAGCAUGGCCAGCAACAUCUGGAUGGCCACAGGGUAUCUCCUCCCCUAGUUUAGCAUGACCUAGAAUCAUAGAAUCAUAGAAUCAUAUAGUUGGAAGAGACCACAAGGGCCAUCGAGUCCAACCCCCUGCCAAGCAGGAAACACCAUCAGAGCACUCCUGACAUAUGGUUGUCAAGCCUCUGCUUAAAGACCUCCAAAGAAGGAGACUCCACCACACUCCUUGGCAGCAAAUUCCACUGUCAAACAGCUCUUACUGUCAGGAAGUUCUUCCUAAUGUUUAGGUGGAAUCUUCUUUCUUGUAGUUUGGAUCCAUUGCUCCGUGUCCGCUUCUCUGGAGCAGCAGAAAACAACCUUUCUCCCUCCUCUGUGUGACAUCCCUUUAUAUAUUUGAACAUGGCUAUCAUAUCACCCCUUAACCUCCUCUUCUCCAGGCUAAACAUGCCCAGCUCCUUAGCCGUUCCUCAUAAGGCAUCGUUUCCAGGCCUUUGACCAUUUUGGUUGCCCUCCUCUGGACACGUUCCAGUUUGUCAGUGUCCUUCUUGAACUGUGGUGCCCAGAACUGGACACAGUACUCCAGGUGAGGUCUGACCAGAGCAGAAUACAGUGGCACUAUUACUUCCCUUGAUCUAGAUGCUAUACUCCUAUUGAUGCAGCCCCGAAUUGCAUUGGCUUUUUUAGCUGCCGCGUCACACUGUUGGCUCAUGUCAAGUUUGUGGUCAACCAAGACUCCUAGAUCCUUUUCACAUGUACUGCUCUCAAGCCAGGUGUCACCCAUCUUGUAUGGGUGGGGUCUUUAACCCUUGGCCAUCAGGUUAUUGCUGAGCUCCAACUCCAAUCAUCCCUAGCCAGCCUGGCCAAUAGUUAUGGAUGAUGCAACAUAGGGAGUGCCGCAGAUUAGCCACCCCAACCCACAGCCUUAAUUCCUCAUUGCCCAUCUUUGGGUGGUAAAAUGGGGUACAAGUAGUGUAGUAGUUCCCCGUUCUGCUCCACAGAACCUGGAGAAGAACUACACUGGGGGAGGGAUGGGGAAGAAGACCCCAAAGUCAUUUGGAAAUCGAUUGUUGUCCAUGGCAGUUGAUCAUUCCUGCAGUGCAGCCGGAGCUAAAUAGGGAAUUUUGGCAGAUGCAGUUUGUCAUAUUGCCAUUCUGCAUGGGGUGGAGAACCUUGUCCGCUUCUGCCCAGUCCUGCUCUUCCUCCUAGAAUUUGUGGGGACUUGGGUUCCGGUCCUUGCUCAGCCACUUGUUCACUGGAUGGCUUUGAAGCAAGUUGCUGAUUUUUUUUUGGCCUCAUUUUCUCAUCUGAUGAAAUGGGCGUAUAUAGGAAUAACAAUAAUUGAAGGAAUGAAGAAAACGGUUAAAGGUCUACAUGAGGUUCUUGUUAUACAGUGAGAAGAUAUUUUUGUUGUUGUCGCUCUUGUUACUAUGUUUUUGAUUUUAUGAUACUAUUUGUGUUCUUUACCUUAUUUAUAUUGCCCAGAGGUGUUUAGUUAUUACCGUAUUUUUCGCUCUAUAAGACGCACCAGACCACAAGACGCACCUAGUUUUUGGAGGAGGAAAACAAGAAAAAAAAUAUUCUGAAUCUCAGAAGCCAGAACAGCAAGAGGGAUCACUGUGCAGUGAAGGCAGCAAUCCCUCUUGCUGUUCUGUCUUCUAGGAUAGCUGCACAGCCUGCAUUCGCUCCAUAAGACACACACACAUUUCCCCUUACUUUUUAGGAGGGAAAAAGUGAGUCUUAUAGAGCAAAAAAUACGGUAAUCUGUUUAGAGAAGCAUUUAAAUAAAUGGUGUUGUUUGUUAUUACGCAACAAGGUCUGCAUGGGACUUGUCAUAUUGUCUCUGUUGAUGCUUAGUUUAAAUUCUGUUCAUAGCUAGAGAGAUCAGUUCAUCCGUAACCCACCUCUCUCUCUCUUUCCACCCACAUUCGGUCCUGCAGCUUCCCCUCACCUUGAUGUUCCCGUAGAAGACAGUGCAGAGCAUGUCAUUAAAGUGGUAAUUUUCAUACCUUUUUAAAAAUCAACUUCCGUGGCAAAGGGCUGUAAGUUACUGCAAGGUCCGCUCUGUAUGUCCUUUUUGUUACGCAUUUGUGAUGAUUUGAACUCACGAUGAUAUUGGGGCGGUUAUACUUGAUCGUGCUUUCAGUAAUGUUUGCGCCUGCAGAUAUCUUGGGGGUAGACAGACUGCUUUGUCUCAUGUCCUGUAACUUCCUGCUGAAAUCCUGUAACUUUGCACACAACAAGAAUUCCAGGGUUUGUUUGUUUUUUCCCUGGAGUGCCCCUCCAGAUGGCAAUAACGCAAUAACAUGGGGAAAGCACCACAGAACAACUAAUAAAGCAGAAUGAUGUGUGGACAGCCCAUUAUAAAUCCACCAGUGAUUCACUGUUACUGCGUUAAUGACAUGUUGCAGAAUACGUCUGCAAACAAACCCCUGGUCCGGAGAGGCCUUAAGAGUGCAAUGUAUCUCAACAAGUGCUGAAAUCUAUCCUGCAGUUCCUCAGUGUUGCUUUCCAUACAUAUGAGGGCUCUAAUAUUAUGUUUGCCUCAUUUUCAAUGCAAUUUCAGAAUGUCUAUAGGCCCUGUCCCUAACAGCACAGCACAAUUUCCUGAUGUAUUAAUAUUCAUCCUUAUUGGAGUAAUAAUUCUUACUCUAGAUUUGCAGAAUGGAGAUGGCAGGUGUACCUCAGGGGUGGGGGCAGUUCCACAACCUAGGAGCUGCCACGACGAAUGCCCUCUCCUGGGCCACCCCAUCACCCUGAACGGGGCACAGUGGAAUUGCCAAAAGUCCCUCCUCUGCUUAUCUCAACACCUGAGAGGGUUUGGAGGGAAGGAGACUUGUGUAAACUUGCACAGGAGAACUUCCUCUUCCUUAAAUGUGCACCCUCAAAAUCUACUCCAGUGGGCUGGGAGGAGGUCCCCCUAGGAUAGACUUUGGGGGUACAUGGGCAGACGAUAGUAAUGUCCUGCACUCGAUGCAACCCAUUAUCUAUCCUCUUUAUUCAUUUUUCACAACUUUAUCGCAUCCUUCCUCUAAGGACAUCACAGUGAUAUAUAGGGUUCCUCACCACAACCACCAGCCUUCCCUUUUUCUUUCCAACAAUCCUGUAAGGUUAAUUAUAAAAAAAGCUUAACAACUUUGAUGAAGCCUCCGCAAAAAAACUCAACAACUCUGGACAAUUCAGUGGGUAGAUCACUGCCAGUUUAUUUAUAGUGGGAGUAGAUCGCAGUCUCUUGGAAGCUGGACAUGCCUGGUCUAAAAUAUGUAACUGUAUGAAGCUUUGUGGCCUGAGGGUUUUUAAAAUUUUGGGGUGCCUCCUACCUUUGUUCAACUCUCGAGAUAUCAUGAUGUUUAGCUGGUGAUAUAUAAUGAUGUUGAGAAACAGAUAUCAUCCAGCCCUAGUUGUGAGCGACAUUCAUUAACUGGAUGCAUCCAAUGCAUUUGCUUCUUCGUUUUUUAAUGCAGGAAUACCUUGAAAACGGACCCUUGUUUUCUGAACUGAAAUUCUACCAGCGAGCUGCAAAACAAGAGCAUAGUAAGUGGAGUGGCAGGCAAGUCGAAGCAUUUAUGCACUUCUUACAGUGCAAUAACGCUUUUCCAAAUACAGAAGCACACAGUUGUUGUCUUCUGCAAAUGUAAAGGUAAAGGGACCCCUGACCGUUAGGUCCAGUCGCGGACGACUCUGGGGUUGCGGUUCUCAUCUUGCUUUACUGGCUGAGGGAGCAGGCGUACAGCUUCUGGGUCAUGUGGCCAGCAUGACUAAGCCGCUUCUGGCGAACCAGAGCAGCGCACGGAAACACCGUUUACCUUCCCGCUGGAGUGGUACCUAUUUAUCUACUUGCACUUUGACGUGCUUUCGAACUGCUAGGUUGGCAGGAGCAGGGACCGAGCAACGGGAGCUCACCCCGUCACGGGGAUUCGAACCGCCAACCUUCUGAUCGGCAAGCCCUAGGCUCUGUGGUUUAGACCACAGCGCCACCCGCAUCCCUUCCGCAAAUGUAGUUGCAUGUAUUAUUGUUUCCAUGCCAUUAUUUUCUACUAACAGUUUCAAAACAUGUGUUCUUAACGUUGUACACCGCCUUGGGAUCUUUUGAUGAAGGGCAGCAUAUAAAUAGAAUAAAUAAUAAUAAAUAAAAACCUUAAGCUCAACUGUUUUGUUUUUUUUUAAAAAAACCCUUAAACAAGCAAGCAUAUUUUUUUAAUAAAAAAAGAAACUUCUUUUAAAAAUAUAUAUAUAUAUAUAUAUAUAUAUUCUUUACAUUUUUGCCAGUCAAGACGUGGAUGAAGCUGAAGCGAUUGACAUUUUUAGGAAUUCCUUUCUUCUGGGGAGCUGGUCAGACCGAACAUAAUGGCAAAAGGUAAGGAAAACGCACGUGCACGCGCACACACACACACUAUGUAAGUGAAUAAGAAUCAGCAUUUUUGAGGGUGGGGAGUUCAGUUGUCCAUUUCCUGAAAAGGAGGAGGAAGCUGUUUAGGUCAGUGGUAGACCUCAUGGUUUGCAGACUGAAGGUCCCAGCUGCUGUCCCCGUGGUUUCUCAAAUUCUUCUUCUUCUUCUUUUGGCGAUCACUCGUAGCUGAGUAAGAUUGUCUUCCAUAAACACUGUUUUAAAAGUGAGUCAGUAAAUGACUGUGGAGGCCAAUUCUGGAUCCACACCUCCUUCCACAGUGGGGACAUUGGUUUCUGGGCGGGAGUUGAUCACAGUGUGGAUUUGCCAAACGUACCUUCCUCUUAGCACAUUUCUCCCUUGCAUCCUGAGUUCAAGCGUCUUCAAAACCCAUGACACCUUUGGUAAAGGCUGUUCUCCAACUGGAGUGCUCACAGGCCAGUGUUUCCCAAUUGUUGGUGUUUAUACUACUUUUUUAAAAUUUGCCUUGAGACAGUCUUUAAACCUCUUUUGCUGACCGCCAUUUCCAUUUUUAAGUUCAGAAUAGAGUAGUUGCUUUGGAAGACGAUAAUCAGGCAUCCGCACAACAUGACCAGUCCAAUGAAGUUGAUAAUGACGAAUCAUUGCUUUGACACUGGUGAUCUUUGCUUCUUCCAGUACACUGGUAUUAGUUUGCCUGUCUUCCCAUCAACGAUGUCUCUGAAAAAUUUUACACAUCACUUGGGAAGACAGGCAAACCAAUACCUCUCAAAUUAGAAGAGUCUUGAGUAGUCCAACUACCGACUGGAGCAUUAGACCCAGUGGUCUAAUCUGCUAAAAGGCAGUUUAGUGCAGUCCUAGUGCAUGGACCUGCGUACACAGUCCUUCCCUUGAUCUCUCGACCUGAGUCCCUGGUUUGAAUUGCUGUGUGGUUUUAAUAGGAUUGUUUUAUUGUGGGUGCUUAUGUUUUAAGGUCUGUGUAAGGGCCUUUUAUACUUCGUAGAAGCCUAUUUUAACAUUAAGUGGUACAUAUAUAAAGAAACAAAAAGAAGAAUACGUUUUGUUGCUUAUAAUACAAGGCAACAAGCCAUGACAAUCCUAUGCUUAUGUCUCUCUCUGUGUGUUUUAUAUAGUUACAGAUUUAUGGUGAUGGAAAGGUUAGGAGAGGAUCUGCAAAGCAUUUUUGAAAGAGGAGGACGAAAGUUCAGCAAGGAAAUGGUUCUGCAGAUUGGAGUCCGCAUGGUGGGUAUUGGGCCCUUAGCAGUGCAAAGCUUGAAGGAAAUGCGUGUUGUCUAAACAGUCUCUAACAGAUGCUUGUGUACUGUUAACCUGAAAGGAGCGCCUCUAACAGGGAGGUUCUGCAAUGUCAUCCACAGAUUGCUGUGCCGUUUUUAUAAGUUAUCGUUAAAGGAAUUACAUAUUGCUUCAGAAUCCAACCAAGUUCUGCUCAGAGUAUAGACUCAUUGAUGUUAACCCAAGUUCACCUUGCCUGUCAACUUGAAUGGGCCUUCUUUAAUCAGGAGUAGCAUUGAAUACAACUCAUUGCUUUCUUUUUCCAUAGGCAGAUUUAAUUGAAUGAAGUUGGUACGAAUUACUGAGAUGCAUUUUUUUCAUCCCUUGUUGUUUACUCAUUGAUAUUGGGAGCUUGUGUAUUGUGGUAGCUGGGGAGCUUGUCCUCAGCCAUGAACCUCGUACAGCGGUACCUCUGGUUACAAACUUAAUUCAUUUCGGAGGUCCGUUCUUAACCUGAAACCGUUCUUAACCUGAGGUACCACUUUAGCUAAUGGGGCCUCCCACUGCUGCCGCGCCGCCGGUGUGCAAUUUCAUCCUGAGGUAAAGUUCUUAACCCGAGGUACUACUUCCCGGUUAGUGGAGUAUGUAACCUGAAGUGUUUGUAACCCGAGGUGUUUGUAACCUGAGGUACCACUGUAGAUGGGUUUAGAUCAAAAUUUCAAUGCCUCCCUCACCCCCUACUUUCACCGCAAGUUAAGAAAAUGACCUGCUUUUCCUCUUCAGCUUACCGUAUUUUUUGCUCUAUAAGACUCACUGUUUCCCUCCUAAAAAGUAAGGGGUAAUGUGUGUGCGUCUUAUGGAGUGAAUGCAGGCUGCGCAGUUAUCCCAGAAGCCAGAACAGCAAGAGGGAUUGCUGCUUUCGCUGUGCAGCGAUCCCUCUUGCUGUUCUGGCUUCUGGGAUUCAGAAUAUUAUUUUUUUUGUUUUCCUCCUCCCAAAACCAGGUGCGUCUUAUGGUCUGGUGCGUCUUAUAGAGCGAAAAAUACAGUAUUGCUUUCCGACUAAAACUGGCUGACCCACUGACCUAAUAUCAGUAUAACUCCUGGGUUCCUUUGUAAUUUGUCUGUCCCUCUCUCCUCCACUAGCUGGAUGCUUUGGAAUACAUACAUGAACAUGAAUACGUUCAUGGGGACAUUAAAGCAGGAAAUUUGCUUUUGGGCUACAGAAAUCCACAUGAGGUAAGGAUCACAUUUCCCCCUACCUGCCUCAUUGUUAAAUUUGUUUUGUUGGGGUGUGUGCUAUAGUUCAUUGUUAUAGUUCAUGGUUUGUUUUGGUGGGGUGUGUGCUAUAGUUCAUUGUUAUAGUUCAUGGUUUGUUUUGGUGGGGUGUGUGCUAUACAGUCAUACCUCUGGUUGUGAACAUGAUCCGUGCCGGAGGCACAUUCGCAACCUGCAGCGCUCGCAGCCUGAAGUGCUGCGUCUGCGCAUGCGUGUGACGCGAUUCAGCGCUUCUGCGCAUGACGUCAUUUUGUGCUUCUGCGCAUGUGCGAGCACCGAAACCUGGAAGUAACCCGUGCACAAUUUCUGCUUCGAUCCCAUUCUGUGUUCGUUAAGAACAUGAUCUUUUAGUGUGGCAGCACCUGAACUUUGGAACUCCCUGCCUAUGGAUAUCUGUCAGGCUCCUUCGCUGUACCCUUUUUUUCUGGCACCUGCAGAAAACACUUUCAUUUAGACAGCAAACCUACUCAGAUGCUUAGAAAGCUGGUGCGAGUUUUAACCUGUUGUUAGUCUAUUGUCCCUUUUAACUCUUCAGGUGUCUUAAAUUAUUGUUGCUCGUUUUUCUUAGUGAUGGUUUUGUUAUGUUACCUUUUCCCCCCUGUAAAACCGCUUUGAGGUUCUUUUAUAAUUGAGUGGUGUGUAAAUUUUAUGAAACAAAUAAAUAAAAUUGUGACUGCAGUACGAGUUGGCAGUGCCUUCUUUUUGUUUUAACUUAAGACGGUUUAUACAGCCAUACCUCGGGUUAAAUAUGCUUCAGGUUGAGCAUUUUCAGGUUACGCUCCAAGGCGACCCGGAAGUAACGGAACACGUUACUUCUGGGUUUCGCCGCUCGCGCAUGCGCAGACGAUAAAAUUACAUCAUGCGCAUGCGUGGAAGUGGCAAAACGUGACCCGUGCAGUCGCGUGUUCUACUCAGGAUGCGAACGGGGCUCCGGAACGGAUCCCGUUCGCAUCCAGAGGUACCACUGUAUAUAAUCAUAACAAAACGUUUUAAGAGUCUAAAGCACAGUAUGCAGACGGGUUUUUGAAAUGUAGUGCAUGCACGCUAAAGCAGUUUCGGGCGGCUCGGGUGCAGCUUUACACACAGUGAGUACUUGCAUUCAAACUGGUCCCUGCAGCUUGAAAUCCUUCGUUCAGCUCCCUAUGCACACCUUGGUCUUUGUGUCCAUGCACAGGCCAGCUGGAUGAGACUCCGUGUCUUCAAAUGCCACUGUAAUGGAUGAGAACUCCUUGCGUCCCAGGGACGAAUGCUUUGGAGAGAUCAGGUGUUGCAUCUUGCAGAGCGGUUGAUUGCCGCUUUGCUGCUAAUAAUGCUGUCGUUGAGUUCUUGCAGCCCUAAUUAAGUUGGCCUGCUAAUAUACUGCUGAUCCAGAUUUGUUGCUGAGCUAACAAAGCAAUAUAUCUCGCCAGGUUUUACGUGGCAGCUCUGUUGACUAAAACAAUAUACAGUGGUACUUUGGUUCUCAAACGCCUUGAUACUCAGACACUCAGUUUGGCUUCCGAAAAUGUUUGCAAACCAGAACACUUACUUCUGGGUUUGCAGUGUUUGGGUUCCGUUUUGAGUGUUACGCUGAGGUCUGUCUGUUUUUGGUAUUUAUUUUGCUUUUUUGUUGCUGUGGCUCUUUUGUGUGUGUGACUGUGUGGAACCCAGUUCAGCUACCGAAUGAUUGUGUGGGACUGCAGUACAUUGUUUAUUGCUUUCAUUUUAUUGAUCAGUGGUCUUCUUAGAGAGUAAAAUUUAUGUUAAAUUGCUGUUUUAGGGGUUGUUUUUAAAAGUCUGGGACGGAUUAAUCCAUUUUGCAUUACUUUCUAUGGGAAAGCGUGUCUUGGUAUUGGAACGCUUUGGUUUUGGAACAGACUUCCAGAACAGUUUAAGUUCGAGAACCAAGGUACCACUGUAUAUGAAAGGAUGAAAUACAUUCCAUGUUUGUCAUGCCGUCCCCUCAAUAUCUUCUUCCUAUAGUUGUGAUGCUUUUCUGACAUUAAGUUCCCGGCUCGUGAAUGUUUCUUUAGCUGUGAUUCCUGCACUGCUUGGAGUUGGGCUACACAACCAAACUCAGCAGUUUUAUGAUUCUAGGUUGUGUUUAGUAUAAUUUAUUGGAGUUUAAUUCUGACCAUGAUUGCUCUUUGGGAUCCUUCGUUUGUGAUCAUUCUGUUGGAGCUGAACCUCCUUUUCAUGUUGUCAUUUAGUGCCUAUAUUUGCAUGCACUGCCCAAAGGCUCCCAAACCAAGGCAACAGUUAAGUGCAUGACUUUAGACUCUGGUUUGCCAGCUUUGCCGGUUCAGACAUUACACUAAACCCCAGGGUGAGGAAGGGAAAAUCCUAAGGGCCAGAUUCUUUCGUAGAACAACAUGCUAGGGAUAAGUGAGGCCAGAUGCAAAAAUGCAGGGGAAAGGCAGUAGGCCCCACAGUAGCCAGAGGUCUCCAUCCUGGCAGGUGAGAAUAAUAGAAUCGUAGAAGAGUUGGAAGGGACCCUGAGGAUUAUCUAGUCCAACCCCCUGCAAUGCAGGAAUAUGUGGUUGUCCCAUACAGGGAUCGAAGCUGCAACCUUGGCACUAUCAGCUCUGUGCUCUAACCAACUGAGCUUUCCAGUUUAGAAGCACAAUGUUCAAGGAUACAUUCCUGCCAGGCAAAACAUCACUCAAAGGAGCUGGUGAGGGCUGCAGGAGAGUCCCAGGGGCCACACGGAGCUCUUCAUUUGGCCCCUGGGUUUGUGGUUCCUCAUCCCUGCACUAAGACAUACAGUGGUACCUCUGGUUAUGAACAGGAUCCGUUCCGGAGACCCGUUCACAACAUGAAAAGAGUGCAACCGGAAGCGCCGUAUCUGCGCAGGUGCACAGCGCGAUUUGGCGCUUGUGCACAUGCGCGAGCAGCAAAACCCGGAAGUAACCCUUUCCGGUACUUCUGGGUCGCUGCGGGACGUAACCUGAAAGAACGUAACGUGAAGCAAACAUAACAUGAGGUACGACUGUAGUCAAUUCCAAACCAGGUUUAAGAAAAGCUUUCUUACAAUCGCCUUGAGGGCUUUUUCUUCCUUUCUUGUUUUACAGUCAAGUGUUAUGUUAAAAUUUAUGAAAUAACCAAGAAAGUUUGUGUCGGAAUUUUAUUUAUUUCUGCUGGAAAUUUCCAUUCCAGAAUAUCUGCUUUUCAUUCGUGUGUGUGUGUGUGUGUGUGUGUGAGAGAGAGAGAGAGAGAGAGAGAUACCAUAUAGAAGUGUUUUAAAAUUAUUUUUUUCUGAAAUGUUCCCAGCAUCAUAGGCAAUGCAGAGCACACACACAACAACAACAAUGGGGGGGGGUGUAAAGCGAGUAAUUAUUUGUUUUCUUGUGUGGGAGUGAGAAAGGCAAGCAAAUAAAACCAGCCCUCUCCUUUUCCUUUGACCUCCUAAAUGAUGUGUUGGGAAUUGUAAGAUGAUCGGAAUCUGCUGACCUCCGGAAGGUCAGCUUGCUGCUGAUUUCAUUCACUUGCAGGGAAGCGUUAGGCCACUGAGUGAAUCUUCAGGGCAAAAGAGCCUCUCUUUUUAUCAAUAAGCCUCUUAACGUUUUGAGGGUUGUUGCAGUGCAUCAGGAGAGGGUGCUGACCCUUCUGCCCUGGCAACAGCCUUCAAAGCUUUUCCUUGGACUGCUGUGUAUUUUUCAGUUCCGUGUAGCUGCUAAGGAUCGGGUGUGAAGCAGGUACUUUAUGCCUUGAGCCAUCAGAUACAGUGGUGCCUCGCAAGACGAAAAGAAUCCGUUCUGUGAGUCUCUUCGUCUAGCGGUUUUUUCGUCUUGCGAAGCAAGCCCAUUGACGGAUUAGCGGAUUAGCGCUAUUAGCGGCUUUUAGCGGCUUUUAGCGGCUUAUCAGCUUAUCGGAUAAGCAGAUAAGCGGCUUAGCGGCUUAGAAAAAGGGGGGGAAAGGGGGAAAAAACCGCAGGAACUCGCAAGACAUUUUCGUCUUGCAAAGCAAGCCCAUAGGAGAUUCGUUUUGCGAAGCACCUCCAAAACGGAAAACUCUUUCGUCUAGCGAGUUUUCCGUCUUGCGAGGCAUUCGUCUUGCGGGGCACCACUGUAAUUACAAUAAGAUUUAAUUGAAAUCUGAAUCGAUGAAUAAAUAAAAUACUUGAAACAUCCAAGGCAGUUGCUCAUCCAGCGUUUCCUUGGAAGUAUUCAAGGAAUAUGGUCCCUCAAAUCAUCUGACCUGCUGCUUUCCUUGACCAAAUUGCUCUUACAUUGAGGAAGAGCUUCCUCACUUUUGACCAAAAUUCUGUCUCCCUGUCCGGUUACAUCUAUGACUUUUUGUCUUAAGGUUGGUGGAAUCUUUCUUCUUUCAGAGUUUAUUUUAUGGCAUCCUUUCUGUCCCGUUAAAAGUUGCUUAAACUGCUUUGGAAAGUGCUCUAAAGCGUGAGUAGGCAAACUAAGGCCUGGGGGCCAGAUCUGGCCCAAUCGCCUUCUCAAUCUGGCUCAUGGACGGUCCGGGAAUCAGCGUGUUUUUACAUGAGUAGAAUAUGUCCUUUUGUUUAAAAUGCAUCUCUGGGUUAUUUGUGGGGCAUAGGAAUUCAUUCAUUUUUAUUUUUUUCCAAAAUAUAGUCCGGCCCCCCACAAGGUGUGAAGGUCAGUGGACCGGCCCCCUGCUGAAAAAGUUUGCUGACCCCUGCUCUAAAGUGUCUGUUUCCCCCCCCCUUCAUUUAAGCAGUGUCAGAAUUGCAGUUGGCUAGCCACAGUUCGUGAUUUCCAAAUAAUAAAAUAAAGCAUAUCUCUCUGUGCUUAGAUGGAGGCAAUAUUUGGGCAAGGCUGCCUCUUACAUUGCUAAGCUCAAUGACAAGGGAAUGCCAGCCAGUUCCACUUAAGUCGCCUCUUCCGUCACAGUGACUUGACGCAUUAUUGUCUUUCCAGCUCAGCUAGGUUGGGUAGCAAGCAGCAUGAAUCUGCUAGAGGAUACGGGAGGAAAUAAGAGUCGGUCAACCUGACAAAACUUUAUGCCUUGUCCCAGAUUUCCAAACGCCGCCUCCAGUCUUUAAUCUUUGUAUUGCAGUUUGUACAGGUCGUCAGGUGAGAAAUAUAAUCAGUAUAAUCUUUAAAAGCUGUUGCCCCUGCAGGAACAGAAAGCUGCAGUCCUGGUGACACGCUCCAAAUAGGCGCAGAAAAUGCAGCAGCAAGAAACAGGGUCUCCCUCCCCUUUAAGACACAGACCAGCCAUCCCAAGAUUGUAAAUCUGCCGGGGGCACAAACAGGAGUCAGUAAUUUUAAUAGAAUCAGCUACCAGAUAGCCUGACUGCCUUUUUUUUUUGUAGAAAAAGAGAAAAGGAAAAGGGAGACGGAAAAGAAAGAAGCCCAUCAAGAGCAAUAUAAUUAAAUUAAGAGCAAAGUCAGGCCGGUGCUGUUAAAAUAUAUAUAUAUAUAUAUAUAUAUUUUCCAGGGCAGGGAUUUGCCUGCCAGGAAAGCACAAAACUAGUUAAAGAGUGAUGCGGAAAGUAGUUUCUCCAACUUAACAGCUUGCAAAUUAAUGCAGUGAUUUUCUUAACGCUGGUGAUGCUUCGAAGGUGUUGGUCGGGAGCAUGAACCUUAAGGGCAGUGACUGCUGCUGCUUAAUGUCCACUUAUUAUUGCCAAGCUUUUAGCAGGUGCUUAUUCUCCGAAGACACUGGGCUGUUUCUUCGGUGGUGCUGUAACUCCAUAAUUUGUUUUUUUUACGUUUCUUUUCAUGUUUAGUCUAGCGCAGGGGGUGGCCUCUCCGGCAGGUGAGGAGUUGCACUCCCUUGAAAGGAGCAGGUCUGCAUCUUGCAGGUGCUCCUGGAUUCAACACUGUCCCUGGAGGCUCAGGUGGCCGCUGUUCUCCAUGCUCUGGGAUGCGGGCGGCGCUGCGGGUUAAACCACAGAGCCUAGGGCUUGCCGAUCAGAAGGUCGGCGGUUCGAAUCCCUGUGACAGAGUGAGCUCCCAUUGCCCGGUCCCUGCUCCUGCCAACCUAGCAGUUCAAAAGCAUGUCAAAGUACAAGUAGAUAAAUAGGUACCGCUCCGGCGGGAAAGUAAACGGCGUUUCCGUGCGCUGCUCUGGUUCGCCAGAAGUGGCUUGGUCAUGCUGGCCACAUGACCCGGAAGCUGUAUGCCGGCUCCCUUGGCCAGUAAAGCGAGAUGAGCGCCGCAACCCCAGAGUCAGCCAUGACUGGACCUAAUGGUCAGGGGUCCCUUUACCCUUUACCUUACUCCAUGCUCUGGAGGAGCUAUGGCAGGUCAGAUGGCAUCUGUGGACCAGAAGUUCCCCAAGCCCUGUGGUGUACAGCAGGGCUGUCCAACAGGUUGAUUGAGAUUGACUGGUCGAUCCCCAGGACGUUCUGGUCAAUCAUGGCCUCCUUUGCAGUGGCAUAAGAGCAUCUGGCCCCGGCCCCUUGCCCCAUCCUCCAUUUUUGCAUGAUCGCUGGAACCAGAAGAUGGAGUUUUCGCCGUGAGGCAGAUUGUUUCCUUAGCGAUCUUUUGGUGACUGACUUUUCCCCUUUCCCCUUUACUUUUCCUCCCUUAAAGAAACUCAACAACUUUGACCCGAACACCCCCCCCCCAAAAAAUGGGACUUUCCUCUGUUAAAAAAAGCUCAAAAACUUCAACCUGAACCACUGCCAGUUUUUUAUUCUGUGAGUAGAUCGCAGUCUCUUGGGAGUUGGACGCCCCGGUGUACAGUAACAAAUAUAUUUCUUCUACAGUGGUACCUCGGUUCUCGAACGCGCCUCGGAAGUCAAACAGCUUCCGCUGCGUGUUUUUCAAUUUUCUCAAUUGCAUUUGCAACCAGCCCUUUGCGCCUCGGUUUUCGAACGUUUCGGAACUCGGAACAGUCUUCUGGAACGGAUUACGUUCGAGAACCGAGGUACUGCUGUACAUUGUGUUUGCUUCUGUUGGGAUGUGUCCAGGGAACGGGGGCAAUUUGCAGGCCCCAGCUGGCUCCAGCCCACCGGCCGGCAGCCGGGUGAACUCUGGUCUCCUUGGAACAGCAUCAAUCAGCGACUCAUAGCUUCAGAAGCCUUCAGAAACUUGAGCACGCUGUAAUCAGCAGAGUGAAUAACUCUUCACAACGGAAGUGGCGGACAGAGGCAUAUGUAAGGCGUAUUUACAAGCAUUUUAUUCAGCAUUAGAACAAAGGAAAAACAUGUCUGCUUCCCUUCUUGUCCAAGCAAACAGCAUAGGCAAAAGCUAUAUACAGCGGAAGUUCCCAGCAGACUGUGCUGGAAGUAAAUAGACAUGUGACUUACAACAACUUCACAUGCCUGUUCUAUAGGUGGAAUGGAACUAUAUUCUAACAGCUUCUUUGAAACAUUUAUGGAAUAUAUUGGAAAAAAAUCUUUCAGGAUCCCCACCCCAACAUUGUUGUUGUUGUUGUUUAGUCGUUUAGUCGUGUCCGACUCUUCAUGACCCCAUGGACCAGAGCACGCCAGGCACUCCUGUCUUCCACUGCCUCCCGCAGUUUGGUCAAACUCAUGCUGGUAGCUUUGAGAACACUGUCCAACCAUCUCGUCCUCUGUCGUCCCCUUCUCCUUGUGCCCUCAAUCAUGCCCAACAUCAGGGUCUUUUCCAGGGAGUCUUCUUUUCUCAUGAGGUAACCAAAGUAUUGGAGCCUCAGUUUCAGGAUCUGUCCUUCCAGUGAGCACUCAGGGCUGAUUUCCUUCAGAAUGGAUAGGUUUGAUCUUCUUGCAGUCCAUGGGACUCUCAAGAGUCUCCUCCAGCACCAUAAUUCAAAAGCAUCCAUUCUUCGGCGAUCAGCCUUCUUUAUGGUCCAACCACCCCAACAUAUCCCUAGUUAUUACCAUUAUUACCGUUAUUAUUAUAUUAUUGUUACUAUUAUUAUUAUUUAAAAUUCUAUAUCACCCUUCAUCCGAAGAUCAUGUGCCAGUUUACAAAAUAAAAACACAAAAAUACAUUACCUGAUAACAGACAAAGACAAUACCUCCUCAAAUUUAAGAGGACACUGAUUCUUUAACUAGCCAGAGGCCUGGGAGAAGAGGAAUAUUUUCGCCUGGUACCUCAAGUUAUGUAAUGAAGGUGCCAGGUGAACCUCCCUGUUGAGAGCAUUCCACAAAUGGAGAGCUACUUCAAAAAAAAUGCCCUUUCCCAUGUUGCCACCCUCUGGACCUCACAUGGAGGAGACACAAAAAGAAGGACCUCAGAGGAUGAUCUCAGGGUCUGGGUAGGUUCAUAUGGGGAGAGGCGGUCUUUGAGGUAUUGCAGUCCUGAGCCGUUUAAGGCUUUAUCUGUCAAAAGCAGCUGUUUGAAUUGGGCCUGGAAGCUAAUUGGCAGCCAGUGCAUUUGGGCCAGGAUUGGUGUAAUACGCUCACACCUUCUUGCCCCACUGAGCAACCUAGCAGCCAACUUCUGCACCAGCUGAAGUUUCCGAACCGUCUUCAGAGGCAGCCCCACGUAUAACGCAUUGCAGUAAUCUAACCUAGAGUUUACCAAGUCAUCAAGCAAGUGCUCAGCAAGGCGGCCAUCAGAUGCUAAGAGCAUAGCUGGGUUUGCUUGAGACAUCUCCCCUAAUGGGUUACCAUUUUUUCCUUAUUGCUGCCAGAUUCAGACAUGGCAAAACUGACAACCAGGGGGCCUUCUCUUUCAGGAUUAUUUGUGGUUCUUUUUUUGUGUGGCUGUUGGAAAACUUUCAAAAGCUUCUGUUCCAACUACAGAGAGAUGUUCUCUCCUGGAGCCUUUUUGUCCCCCCGCCAGAAGGAAACAUUAGUAUGUCGUACGCUUGGUGUUUGCGGAAAACUUUCCUCUUCCGUCCUUUUUCUGUAAGCACGGCUGUUAUGAACUUGUCGAAGGGCUGGCUGUUGAAAGACACGAUCUGUCGUGCCUGCGUGUGUGAGUGUGUUUAGUAAGGAGGAGACGGGGUCCCCUAAGCAGCAUGGAGACAGAUAAAAGACAUCUUGCACUUUAUGAUGUCUGGAGCCCCACCUGGAGAGAAGAUAGCUGAGGAGCAAAACAGACAAAAAUUCCUUUCUGCUCUGAAAUAAGACUGGGUAUGGAAGUGGCACGCAACUCAGGAGGGCGAGGGUAGCUCUUAACAGCCCCUCGAUGGACAUAUUUUAUCCUGAGAUGCCAUUUGGCUUAAUAAAAUGCAGAUCUGAGAGUCUCCUCAAGCCACCGUUUUCCUCCAGCUUAAUUAGAAAGGUUAUACUUUUUCCAGAGGACAAAAGCAUCAUUCAUUUCUCUCCGCUUGUCUUCCAGGUUUAUCUUGCUGAUUAUGGACUCGCCUACAGAUAUUGUCCCGAUGGGAACCACAAAGAGUAUCGGGAAAAUCCUAAGAAGGGCCAUAAUGGGACCAUAGAGUUUACCAGCUUAGAUGCUCACAAGGGAGUAGGUAGGUUGCUCUCUACCUCCCCCGGUCUUCCUUCACCCCUUCAAAAACAUUUCAGGGAGAAGAAAUGAGUAAUUGGGCUGGUGUGAAGCAUACUUGGAGAAGCAGCAGGUUUAUGGGGCUUUGUGUGGCGACUUCCUGUCCCCCUAAGUCAGUGUGGCAGUCUGGAGUACAGCAAGGCAGAAAGCAUGAUAAAGAACAGUGAAUUUUGAAUAAUGUUGUAAGGCGAAGAGAACUUCCUUUUCCCCCUUCUUUUUUUUAAAGAAAGGAAAUUACUGCCUUUAAGUAAACUUUGAUGUCGUGCACUGUGAAGCUGUACAAUCAGAUCAGUAGUAGAGUGGAACUCUCUCACUCUUUUCCCCCUCACUGCUUCCAGCCUGACUUGGGAACAGGCCAAGUAAUUCGUUCAGUCCGCUUUUUGCAGCAGAUGAAUCUGUUUUGACAUCCCUGCUUGCAAAUUUAGACCGCGGGGAAAGGAGAAUCUCGGGCGUCCCCCUGGCCCUCCAGGCCUCUCCGUCUUGGCCAUUGAGCCUCAUUUCAGGCCACGCCCCUCACUAUCCUUGAUUGGCACCAUUCCUGAAUAAAUUUGCCUACCUGGAGAGUGUGUCCUUAACCUCUGAUGGUGAUUCUUUCUUGCCUGGAUGCGAGAAUACAGAGGCGGCAGGAUGAAUAUGCGUAGAAACCAGCCGGCUGUAUAAGGUGAAGUUUAAAUUCAGGACUCCACAUUCUUUUGUCUCUGGCCCUCCAGAAGGUUAUCCAGAAUGGAAUGUGGCCCUUCAGCUGAAGGGGAAAAAAAGAUUCCUCCCUCCUGCAUUAUGUGCACCUCUAGAUUUUGCAGCGCACCUUUGGUCCCUAAAAGAAUGCAAAAUAAUAAUGAUAAUUAUGCAUUUUGCUCUACAGUGGUACCUCGGGUUACAUGCGCUUCAGGUUACAGACGCCGUUAACCCAGAAAUAGUACCUCGGGUUAAGAACUUUGCUUCAGGAUGAGAACAGAAAUGGUGCUCCAGUGGCGCAGUGGCAGCGGGAGGCCCCAUUAGUUAUGUGGUGCUUCAGGUUAAGAACAGUUUCAGGUUAAGAACGGACCUCCAGAACGAAUUAAGUACGUAACCAGAGGUACCACUGUAUAAGAAGAAUGCCUACAAAAUGUGUACAAUUUACCUGCGGAAUAUUCGUACAUUUGUAUGGAAAAUCCCCACACAAAAAUGGGACUGGUCUGUAACUGAGUGCAAGCUAAAUUAAUUCAGCAGAGAUUUAACCUUGCGGCUUCAUCUGUAGCUUGUCUUAUUUUUCUACUCGUAUCAAAACACAUAGGAAUCCUCCUGCCUACAGGCCACCAGUUGGCCAAAGUCAGUGAUCGUUCUGGCCCUUUCCAACCAUCUUCUGCCGUGCUCUUGGCAAGACGGCUCUCCUUGUUUCUGAUUAAACUUCCCAAAGCUCAUCAUCUUUUCUCGUUAUUUUGCAAGCUAUGUGAAGUGUUAACUUUUAAAAAAAUUCUUGCCCGCCCCUGCUCCCUCAAGCUCCCCCCCCCCCCACAGUAGCCUUUCAUAUAUCUUACUUAUUUAAACUCACUUUGACAGUAUUGGAAACACAUUUGCAGGUAAAUUACAUACAUAGUCCUUUUAUUGGAUAUUGAUUGCACUGCCUUGCAUUCCAAGGCAGACUUAAUUCAACAAUUCCCUAAUUAGUUAAAGUCAUAACCUGUGUCUUGUAUUCAUUUACCAUUAAUUAAACCUCAGCUGUUUAUUACACUGCAGUCCAAAUUCAAUAGCCGGCCCAAAGAGCCAUAGAAAAAGAGAAAAAGGUCAAUAUCGAAAACAUAUGGCACUUGGGCGAGCCUGUCCGUCCCCCCAAUGGCUGCAUUGCUUGCAAUCGAUGGUGGUCAAUGCAACACGACUUUCUUAGUUGCUAUGUCAGCAAGACACAAAGUCAAUUCUAAUGUUAUGCUAGUGUGGAAAAAAAUAAAAGUGAUUAUUGCCAAACUUUGACUACUGUUUAACUUGAGACUUUUUUUGGGGGGGGGGGAAGUAGGUGCUAUUUAGGAGUUCUGUCUCAAAUUCCUUCCCAAUGUGCCAAUAAGAUUCCUCCUCUCUUUCUCCUACCAGCUUCAACCCCUGCCCUCCCCCCAAAAAACCCCUGCCUCUUCUAUAAAGCUUUUUAAUUUGAUCUCCCCCACCCCAAGUCCAUGGGUAGCAAACAUGUGCUUUCCAGAUGUUAUCAUAUUGCCUUCCACAAAUGCCUUGAGGCAAUGCACGGAAUUCAACAAAAGCAGCUAAGAAACAGUUGGGAACAAACAUAGGAAGUAACAUUGGAUAAAUAUUAAAGGAGUGCUGCUGAGUUAACACCCCUGGCAGAGCCCUGUUCACGUGGCUGGAAAAGGUUGCCAGAACAGAAACGUCUUCAGUUGUUUCUGGUAAGUGUGGAUAGCAGGCACCUGUUGAAUAGCUGCAGGAAUGCCGUUCCACAGAACAGGGGCAACCACACUAAAGGCCCUGAUCUCCUGGGGCUUCUGAUCUUCAGGGAACCUUUAGGAGAAACUCUCCAGCUCUCAUAGGUGUUGUUGGGCUCUAAUUUCCGUCAGCUUCCACAAGCAUGGUCAGGGAUGAUGAAAGUUGGAGAUAAACAACAUUUGGAGGGUUGGCUUACCCUUGCCUUAAUAAUAAUAAUAAUAAUAAUAAUAAUAAUAAUAAUAAUAAUAUACAGGUCUUGUACCCCGCCCAUGUGACUUGGUUGCCCCAGCCACUCUGUGCAGCUUUGAACAGAAUAUAAAAGAACGAAAAAACAAACAUUAAAAACUUCCCAAUGCGGGGCUGUCUUCAGAUGUCUUCGGAAAGUUGUCUAGUUACUUGUCUCCUUGACAUCUGAUGGGAAGGUGCUCCACAGGGCAGGUGCCACUAUCGAGAAGGCCCUCUGCCUAGCUCCCUGUAGCUUCACUUCACACAGUGAGGGAACCGCCAGAAGGCCCUCAGAGCUGGACCUCAGUAUUUGGGCUGGACGAUGAGGGUGGAGACGCUCCUUCAAGUAUACAGGGCCAAAGCUGUUUGGGGCUUUUAAAGACUUAAGUCAGUGUUGGUGCAUUUGCCAGUAUGCAUAACUUGUAUCAGGGGCCAGCAAACCUUUUCAGCAGGGAGCCAGUUCACUGUCCCUCAGACUUUGGGGGGGGGGGCAGACAGUAUUUUUUUUUUGGGGGGGGAUUGAACAAAUUCCUAUGCCCCACAAAUAACCCAGAGAUGCAUUUUAAAUAAAGGGGCACAUUCUACUCAUGUAAAAACACGCUGAAUCCCUGACCAUCCACGGGCCAGAUUUAGAAGGCGGUUGGGCCACAUCCGGCCUCCGGGCCUUAGUUUGCCUACCCAUGCCUUGUAUCCUGCUGCUAGCCUUGCCCCCGUCUUCCCUCUCUCCCUCUUGUAAGCUCCUUUUAAAGAAAUGCGGCACAGAAGUGAGAUUACAGAUAUAUGCCAAUACUGUGUAAUUUAGCUUGCAGCAGUUCUGUAGAUCUUUCCCAGCUUUUUUAUCUGCAGACUUUGUAGCUGGUGAUAACCGGGCAUCGAUCCUGCAUUCAAAACAUGCCCUUGACCACUGAGCUGUUGCCCAUUUUCCAAGGCUCCUCCUUCAAGCCUCAUAUACAUUGAUGGCUCUGUAUAAACAAUAAUGUCCAUACUUAAGAAAAAGUGACAGGCCUUUUCUUUCUCUCUCUUCCCUCCCACCCCACCAGAAGAGGGAACGUGCGCGUCGGCAAACAUUUGUGGUUGUUAAUAGCUGCUGAACUGUUAUCUUAAACUAAUACUUUCUAACGAGUUUUACUUGGCACAAACAGCUAUACGUUAUUGCUUUUUCUAUUAAAAGGACCAUUGACCAUGUAAUGUAGAGGGCCUUGAUAAUUUGCCAGCACUGUUAAGACCUGCAGUCAUUUAACACUGGUCAUUAGGAAAAAUGAAAUGGGACUCUUGCGCCUCUCUGGUGCUGAGACAAUUGCACUGUUUGACCUGCUGGAAGCAUUUCAGGAGGAAAGGGGCCAUAAUGGGCAAGCCUUUUUCUGGCCCGUGCAACGGGAUGAGGAGGGUGGAAAUCUGUUAAGUCCACUGAUGCUGUGAGACAUGUGGCGACAGGCAAGCAUGGCCUGUUCUGUAAAAGGCUCCUGCAUUAGUCUAUGAAAGGAAUUAUCGGGUGAAAAACGGCUCCUGAACGGAUGGCAUUUGAGCGCUCACUGUUUCCCUGGUUCAAGGGAAUAGGGAAUAGUUACUCCGCAGACGCUCAAAUAGCUGAAUUAUGUGGUGAGUUGUAGUUGCGCAGCCUGAGUGCAUUUGUGUAAUGUGCUCCACCCCUAUGGGUUAUGGGCUUUUUCUUUUUUGCAUAUGUGGGGGUAGCUAUUUUUGGCCAAGGGGAAGUGAGUUGAUGAAGAGAGCAGACAUUUCUGUGCUCAUGAGGACUUGAUCCAAUGGAUGGUGUGACGUUAACAUAUGAGAGUGCUGGAGGUGAAAUAGUUAAACUGGUUACCCAAUCAGAACCCAGGGGGUGGAGUCAGAGGGACUAUAAAACCAGCUCUGGGAGGGCGAAGGGAGGAGUUUGUUGGGAGUUGGGUGGUUGGUUGGAGUGGGAGUGAAUUGGGGUAGAGUCUGUGAGUAGGCUGAGUUAGUGUAGCAAAAUAAGCUGAGUCAGGAACAGUAAGGAGCUAGGAAGACAAGUAAAUAUCUGAGAGGUGGUUUAGUGAGUGAGAGCAGGUAGCGGAAGUUAUAGGUCUGGAGAGGCACCCCCUGAUUGUAAUUGACCGAUACCGUUUAUGAAACCACACGCUUGUUAAACUGCAAUAAAUAAAUAGAAGUUUAUGUUCCAAUUUAACCCUGACUGAACUCAGUAUUGUCCCAGGUAGGGCCUGGGUAGUGGCAGCGAGAAAUAAAGUGGUGGCACAGGGAUCAAUAGAUGGUGAAACGUCUGGGGACCCUGUGUGAUCGCCACAGAUGGAUUAAUAAUAAUAAUAAUUUUAUCAUUUAUACCCCGCCCACCUGGCUGGGUUUCCCCAGCCGCUCUGGGGUUCAAGUUGCACAAAAGGAGAUCCAAACUUUCUGACAGUAAGAGCUGUUCGACAGGGGAAUGGUCUCCCUUGGCAGGUGGUGGACUCUCCCUUCCUUUGAGGUUUUUAAGCAGAGGUUGGGUGGUCACCAAUCAUGGAUGCUUCAGUUGAGAUUCCUGCAUUGCAGAGGGUUGGGCUGGAUGACCCUCUAGGGUCCCCUCCCAAUGUACAAUUCUAGGAGGCCUAGAAACUAGGAGCAUGCAUCAAUCACAAGGUCCACUUUAGACCCCCUUUUGGCGUUUUGGAAAACUGCACGCCUUAGUCCAAGUGGCCCAGUGUGUCUCAAAAUGCAUCCAAGUCCGUUCACGAUGAUGAUAGACUGUCAUAACAAGGCUGUUUCCAUUUUCCUUUCAUCUCCGUCACGUGAGGCGUGAAGGUCGCCUGCUACACUGACUCGCUUGCCGCAGCAGCAACACCAAAAGGGGGUUCUAAGACGUAACCCUUCUUGGGUCCAGUGCCGUAUCUCUGAACACGCACAUGGGCUUCCCUGCCUCUGCACCCCUUGCCUGCAUUGCAUCACUGGCUUGCUCCUAAACCUGUGCGUGUGAUUUGCAUAUGAAAGGACCCAGAUUUAAUCCUUGGGAUCUCCAGGGAAGUCCCCUGUCUGAAGCCCUGGAAAACUGCUGUCAGUCAACACAGGUGAGCUAGGAGGCUCCACGGACUGGCUCUGCCACAGACUGCUUUUCUGCGUUGCUAAAAAAUCUCCCCCCUCUGCAUGCCGAACUGGGGUUGUUUGUGUCUCGGUCUUAAACAGAAUCACAGCCCACCUUGCGGCAGAAGUGAUAAAAUAGCUGUAAAGCCAUAAAAAUGCUAUAUGAGCGAUAAACACUUGGCAUUGGGGGCUCUUAUUUCCUCCAAAUUCAAUUUUUUGUGCUUGAAACCAAUGGUCUAAGCAACCGUACGAUUGGCUUGGGUCUCUCUCCCUCCCACCCCAAAUUUUAAUCCCAGAAUCUGCCCAGAUCUUGUGGAGCAUUCGUUUUCUUUCCCGAAAGCCGUGUUGUGCAAAUAGUGUUGCCAUCCUUGCUUGUUCCUUGAUAAUUAAAGAGAAUUAUACCUGCGUCAAGCAUACCUCUUAAAAAUUUGUUACAUUGUUAGUAGUGUUAAAAAGUAAUAUUUGGAUCAAUGUGGCAUAUGGAUUUUUGCAGAUUUUCUACUCACUGAGGCAUGCAGUCAAUACCUAAUUUCUCUGGAGAUAUACUGCGCUUAACAUAUCGAGCUUCUUUUAAAUACUCUGGACCCUGCACGCAGAGUGCAUGAGACUGGUUUUAAUUUGCCAUCAUUGAUGAACAUAAGAGGAAUAUGAACUGUCUGAAUUAAAUGUGUUCCAGUGUGUUUAUUUGUAAGAGGGUGGCUGGCUUGGCUGGCUGGGGGGUGGAGUGGGGUGGGGAGGAAGAGUUCAGGUGCUGUCUCCUGUCCAAUUGCUUUUAACAAGUAAAUUACACAGCUGAUGCUAAGAGGUUUGUUCCUUUCCUAAGAGAGGUGGAAAUCUUCAUCUCAAUAUGCUUUUUUUAUUAAUUAGACAAAGCGAUGCUGAAGCACUUCUGCACAAGCGUUUUGCAGUGAUACCGGGGCAUUCUCAGGCACGAAGUUUUAAAUAUGCAGAGAGGCUGCGGUGUGUGAUGAGAGAUGUGUUGUUGGACCUGAAGCCACAUUCGCAGCAGAAAUUUAAAGCACUGUGAUACCACUUUAAACAGUUGUGGCUUCGCCCAAAGCAUACUGGGAACUGCAGUUUGUUGAGGGUUCUGAGCACUGUUAAAAGCAGGCGUGGGCAAACUCAGCCCUCCAGAUGUUUUGGGACUACAACUCCCAUCAUCCCUGACCAUUGGUCCUUUUAGCUAGGGAUGAUGGGAGUUGUAGUCCCAAAACAUCUGGAGGGCUGAGUUUGCCUGUGCCUGGUUAAGAGACUCCUAUUCCCCUCUCAGAGCUACAGUUCCCAGAGUCCCCCAGGAAAAGGGAUGGACUGGGAAACCAGUCUGGGAGUUGUAGUUCCGUGUAGGCAUCUCCUAAAAACUCUCAGCACCCUUAACAAACUGUAAUGCCCAGGAUUCCUUAACAGUGGUUUAAAGUGGCAUGACGAUUCGCCGAGCUUGUGAGACUCGUUUGAUAACAACGAGAAAUAGUGCUUUUAAGUGGUCAUUGGGCCAGUUUCUUGCCGAUAAAAGAUUCAGCAGGCGGAUUCCAUUUCAGCUUGUAAAAUGCAAGCUGAAAACUUUUCAAUUCCGUCUGCCCUACGCAGGCAAUUAAGAGCACAUCUUUCCACAGCAGUUAACUGCCGUCUGUUUUUAGCUUUUUUAUAUGGCCUUGAUUGUGUGGUUUCACGUACUGUCGCCGUAAACCGCUUUGAUGUUUUAAAAUGAAAAGCAGUCUAGAAAUACCUUUAUGAAUAAGAUUAACUCGGUACAGGGUUCAGAUCCUCUUUUGGCCACAAACUUUGCGGCGGCAUAAUAAUCCCAGUUAAGUGACCUGAGAUUUAUUAACGAGGAUUUGAUUUCGAUGCCACUUUUCUGCCGCUAAGGAGACACAAAGCGGCUUGCAAGACCACGUAAAAAGCAAAGCAAUGUAGAAGAGCAGCAAGGAAAGCACCAAGAUGGCUGGUUUUUGUUUGGUUUGUUUUAAACCCAGUGCAGCGAAUUUGCCAUUUGUCAUGGAUGCUUUAGUUGAGGUUCCUGCAUUGCAGGGGGUGGGGGAGUGGACUAGAUGUCUCUUGGGGUCCCUUCCAACUCUACCAUUCUCUUCUUCCUUUUUGGGGAUCACUAGUAGCCAAGUAAGAUUGUCUUCCAUAAACACGGUUUUAACAGUGAGUCCGUAAGUAACUGUGGAGGCCAAAUUUAGAUCCACACGUCCUUCCACAGUGGGAACAUAGGUUUCCGGCUGGGAGUUGAUCACAGUGAAGGUUUCCCAAGCGUGCUUUCCUCUUAGCACGUUUCUCCUUUGUGUCCUGUGUUCGAGUGUCUUCAAAGCCCAUGACAGCUUUGGUUCUCCAAUUGGUGCACUUGCUGGCAAGUGUUUCCCAGUUGUUGGUGUUUAUACUACAUUUUUUUUAGAUUUGCCUUGAGACAGUCUUUAAACCUCUUUUGUUGACCACCAGCAUUACACUUUCCAUUUUUAAGUUCCAAAAUAGUUGCUUUGGAAGAUGAUAACCAGGCAUCCGCACAACAUGACCAGUCCAACAAAGUUGAUGUUGAAGAACAUCAACUUCUACCAUCAGCUUCAACUUCUACCAUUCUGUGGUUCUGUGAAAUGAAUGAGACACAAUGGUUUACUAGCUUGGGAAAUUAUUAUUAUUAUUAUUAUUAUUAUUAUUAAAUGGCAUUUAGGUGAGCAGUUCUGGAAGGUGACCCUAACUCCAGAACUAUGGACCCUAACUCCAGAACUCUGGAAGGUGACCCUAACUCCAGAACUAUCUCUGGGAAGGUUUGAUGUCCUUUCCAUACCAGACAAAACAGCUUUUUAGUAUUUUUUCGCCCCGGGCCUUUUUAAUUUCUGCAUUCACAAAGUGUUUUCAUCCUGGCUGAGACAUAUGCUCUGUUGGAUGAUAUAUCCCUAGUUUUGGCCAGAUAAAGGAGGAGGAUAGAAUUAUUUUGACCAUUGUGAGAACCACCAUCCCUAUUUACCCUCCUUUCCUUUCUGUCCUUGCAAAGUCAACACAGCAUGCAUAGCAAAUGUUGCUAGAUGUGCCGCAAUCUUAGGCUGGAACUAUUAGGCCUGAUUCUGGCUUGGGAAAAUGUAAUCUUGCUUGUGACAGUGUAGGCGAAACCUGUUGAGACUAAAAGUCCUUUCAGGAAUUAUAGGGACAGAACUUCCAAAACCGUAUAGAAAUUUAUUCAUGUAUGUUGCUACAGCGGCAAGAAUGUUACUUGCCCAAAAAUGGAAAGAAGAAGGAAGUUGCAGGAAAAGAAGAAUAGAUACAAAAACCUGUGAAAUAUACAGAAAUGGCGAAAAAAAUAAGAAACCAACAUAACAAACUUGUAAUAAAAGGAUGGAAAUGGUUUAUUGAAUAUUUACAAAUGAACUGUAAACAGAUAAGAAUUUUGGCAGGAUUAUUGUAAUAACGUGCAGUUUUAUAAAAAUAUGUAUUAUAAGAGUAUGUAUUUAAAGUAGAUGAAUAAAUGAGCAAAUUAAGUUAAUUUGGAUAUGCAGAAAAUAUGAAGAAUAAAUUUAAGGAGCUGCAGAAAGAGGGGGAAGGAAGUCAAGUUUUGAAAUGUAAAAAAAAUGAUUAUAAAAUUAUUGAAAUGUAUAAAAUGGAAAAUCAGAAAAGGAGACUAAAAGUAGAAAACAUCAGCAUGCAUUAUGAAUGACCAGUCCCUAUCAGAAACCAUGUGGCUGGGUUUUGGACUAAGAUUACUGAUCAUUUGUUAAAUAAAGGGCAUUUGAUCAGUUUUUGAGGAACUCCAGAAAUCUCUCCUACAGUUUGAAAACCUUGGAGUGCAUAUUUGUUGUAUUUUUAGCUGAUAUUUAACCAAAAAACCCUGCAUGUCUUUCCCAACUCCUGUCCCCUUUCCUAUGUAUUCUUCCUUUAGAAAUAAACCCAGAGUGGUUUUGAGCACCCUAGAAGAAUCUCUCUUGUUAAGACUGUUGCCAACAUCAGGCUUCAGAGGACCAUGAGCGGAGGAGGCUGCAUCUCGGGGAGGAAAUCACAUGAGGUCUUGAGUUCAGUUCUUGGCAUCCAGGGUUAAAGAGUCCAGGGGGCAGAUAUUGGAAAGACCCCAGCUUGAGAGCAUUGCAGAGUCUCUGCCAGUCAUUGGGGACAGUAGUAGGUUAAAUGGAUCAAACAUUGUAGUUGUUGUUUUAAAACCACCUGCCCCAUGAAACUAGAACAAUGGGGGUACUCCAUGCUUUGGCGGUUGUGGGUUAAAUCAAAAUAAAAUGAGUGCUAUUUCUAUUAAUUAUGCAAAUGAAGCAUGUUUGCCCUUUGAGGCUUGCAGAAGAAUAAUUACUCAGGAUAAGGAAUUACACACAAAGAGUUAUGUGUGACACUGAAGAACCACCACCAUAUCAUCUCCUCCUGCCCACCUCCAAAAAAAUCCCAGAUCUGUUUUCUGAAAUAUCACCAGGAUAUCAGCACACAUUGAAACCUUUUAUUUCCAGUAUACCUGAAGGAGGGUUUCCACCCCCAUCGUUCUGCGCGGAUGCUGAGGUCCAGCGCCGAGGGCCUUCUGGCGGUUCCCUCAUUGCGAGAAGCAAAGCUACAGGGAACCAGGCAGAGGGCCUUCUCAGUAGUGGCACCCACCCUGUGGAAUGCCCUUCCAUCAGAUGUCAAAGAAACAAACAACUAUUUGACAUUUAGAAGACAUCUGAAGGCAGCCCUGUUCAGGGAAGUUUUUAAUGUGUGACAUUUUAAUGUCUUUUUAAUCUUUGUUGGAAGCCGCCCAGAGUGGCUGGGGAAACCUAACCAGAUGGGCGGGUUACAAAUAAUAAAUUAUUAUUAUUAUUAUUAUUAUUAUUAUUAUUAUUAUUUAUUAUUUCAUAGCUUUUGGUACUGAAAGCCUUAAAGCUGAGAUUUUCAAGAUGCCGAUGCUUUAUUUUAUUUACCAAGAGGUUUAAAACAAAACAAAACAAAACAAAACAGGAUGUGUUGCAUAGUACCAUCAAAUUAAAACCCACAUUACACCUCUCUUAAAAUGAGUGGUCAAAGUUAACCGGAGUGCAGCAAUUAAUAAAAUGCAGAUUGAAAGGAAAACUUCUAAAAGUUUCCCCUUGAAAACUGAGGCUGCUGGGACCGUUCACAUUUCCUGGGGGAAGGAAUGUCGCAACUGCAAGGCCACGUCCCCCUUUUGCAUGACCAGAUUCUGCGUUUGCAGGGAGGUCAUCAAAGCGCUUGUGUUGUCACUCCCUAAAGCUCUGCUCCUUCCUAGGAAACCAUUAGACUACUAAACCUUGGUGUCUUCAGUUCCCACAGCCAAUUGCCACCCCCCCCCCCAAUACCGCUCAGCAGAGCUCUUGUUUCAUUGUUCUAGAAAUUAUACAUCACAGACAUGAUUUGGCCACGGCUGUCAAACAAAAAAAACCUCUGCCCAGUAGUGACGCUUCCCUAAAGCUUGCUAUUCUCCUCUUAAGCUUGAUCUGAUUUUGCGUAUGCAUCAGUUAUAAAAUGUGCCAAUUUAUGGACAUUUACUUAGUGCGUGCCAUCUCCCGUUCCUGGCCUGCUUCCACCCCACACAAAUUUAUUUUGCUUGGCUUAGAACGGUCACUGAAGAAUUAUGCCGUUAACGAGCAAAACAAUUUUCAAAUGCCUACUUUUUUCCCCUUCGUAGUUCUGGUUUGUCCACAGAGAAAUUGAACUUAAUCUGAUUCUAAAUGAGGGUUGGGUUUCUCCUUGGGAAAAAUAUAGGCCUGUAAAAGUGACGGAUUAUAGAGAGGAAGUGUUGGAUUUUCCAGACAUGAAAUUAUCAGAAUUGUCACUUUGUUUAUGACAUCUUAAAAAUGAAGCAACACGAUCCUCAGUGAAAUUUAUCCUUUUUGAAAUUGACAGGAAGCCCUCAGUAACACUGUCUCUGGAUUCUUAACCAACCUUCCACACCCAGUAACAGCAUAAUAAUUUGCCAAUAUUUCUUUUAAAACAGUAUAAAUAUUCUGCCCUCACAGUCUGAUUUGAGUAGAAAUGCAGCGAAAAAGAAAUAUGUGCACCUUUGUGUAAAAAACUGCGUGGAUUUUGAUGUGGGGGUACAGAUCAAUGCAUUAUGAAAUGAUUUGCUUAGAAAUUGCAACUUUUUGUUAUUUACUUUUAAAUGAGGACCAGGUGAGUUUUAUUCAAGGAAGCAGGCUGACAAAUAACACAAGGCGGCUGAUAAAUGCCUUGCAUUACAACUUUCUAUUUGGUACUCGUUCAGCUUAGUUGUCUCAAGGCAUCCUUAAUAAUUUCCUCUCGCCCUCUCAUCUUUGGCAGUUUGCAUACUUAUUUAUUUUGUGUGUGUGUGUGCUCGCUAAUGCACACAAGGACUAGAGUGAAUAAAAGAAUGGUGACCCUCUUCCUCUCUGUCAGGGAACAGAGAGCACAGCAAACAUGCCAGCUUCCCAAAUGUCUCAAACGUGCAAGUUUUAAAUACAUUUAAAAACCGCAAAGCAAAAUGCAUUGUGGGGAAUCUUUUUUUUUUUUUUUUUAAGAUUUCAAAGCAGCUUGGAUAUAGGUACAUCGUGCGCAGAAGUGGAGGGAAAUUGUGUCUCUGGGGUCUUUUUCUCCUGAAGAAGAGUUGCAAUAAUUUAGCUACAGGAUUUUAAAUGGCUUAAUGUUUCCUCCUGGCUUCGUGUCAAAUUGCAUCUUCAGUUGGGAGUAGAGGAGGAAUAUUUGUAUGUUGUGAGCCACCCUGAGAUCUACGAAGGGUUGUAUAUAAAUUUUAAUAAUAAUAAUAAUAAUAAUAAUGGCAUAGAAAAAUGGACUUUAAAGUUAAUGGACUAUUCAGGGCUGGUGAAACUAACAGAAAAUUAAGAAACCAACAGGACAGACUAUUUAUGAGGGAAUGGAAGCCCUUUUUGGGAUACCUGGAAAAAAAUAUCAGAUGAAAUCGCGAGCAGGAUUUGAAAUGGGAGGAGCGGAAGGAAAACGAUAAUAUUUGAAAUAAAAAUAUGUCUUGGGUGAAAUGUUUAUUAGAAUGCCAUUUGUGAAUGGGAUGGGGUUAAGAACAGCAUGGAGGGGAAGGCAAGAAGUUAAAAGUUCAAAGACAUUUGAAAGUUGGAAUUCAUAUGUAAGGAUUUUAAACUUUAAUAAAAAACUGAAACACGCACACACGUGCGUAGGUGGGGGAAGAACUGGAUCAUUAUAAUUCUGACAACUUUCAUCCAGAGGAUUUAGCUGUCGUUCCUCUGGGAAAAGACAAAACAGGUACCAGAGCAGCAUUUUUGGAGAAAGCGGAGUGAGAGUGAUGAAGGAAGCAACAUAAUUGGUUUGUGGGGCAGGAAAAGCUCUCUCUCUCUCUCUCUCUGUGUGUGUGUGUGUGUGUGUGUGUGUAGGGAGGAGUGCUGCCUGAACUCGCAUGGAAAUAUUUUGCCCUACUGUCUUUUAAUUACGGCGACUCCAGCUCGAGAAACGACAACAGUAUGGCAAGUGUUAAAAGACGAGGCCGGCUGGCUUUUAUACAAGACCCGCCGAGCCUUUGGCUUUCGGACGCAGCAGAGGCUGGCGUAGGAUGCAAACGACCCCCAGGGGGAUAAAAUGGCAUCCAGCUAGAUGGAAGGGCCUUUCAUAAUCCGAUAGUCUAGCAGCAGUUAAUAUAGAGAGAACAUGUUAAGAAUUUAUGUGCUUUCAUCAUAUCAGAGAGAGGUGCGGGAGAGAGAAGAGGGGGAUAACAGGGACGGUGGUCUCAUAGAACUGGCCUUCCAAGAAGUCACCUCUUAUAAUUAAAAAGAGUGCUGAGGGGGUCUCUGUUGGAAUUCCUGUAAUGAAAGUUCAUAAUACAGAACCUGUUGGGUUAACGGCCACAUCCUCCGAGGGUCGUCAUCAGUCUCUGGUACUUUCCUGCCUCCCUCGCUAAACACGAGCUCUCCUGUUCUUAGAGCAGGAUGCAAAUAGAGAGGUCGGGAAAACAUUGCACCGUCAAAAUAACCAAAACUGAAACUUGCACUGAAAUUCAGUGCAAAUGCACAAUUCUUAAUAACGGAUUUUGUCAAAGCAUUUGUGGCUAGUUUUCUCUCCCCUAGCUUCAACCCUCCCUCUUUCUAUUAUAUGGAUGCUUCCAGACUGUUGGCUGUUUUUAGCUGGGAUUAAGUUGCAUCCUGGCAAAUUCAGCUUUCACAAUUGUAGUUCAUUGAAAGGUCUUGCACAACAAACCACCUUUUCACCUCCCCAAAGAUUGGACCUUUUGCAAGAAUGCACCGAGAAGCAAAACUUGCUUGGAUGCAACAUCACUUUACCGCCCCUUGAAGAAAUUGGGAUGAAUUUUUGUAAAAUAGCCAGUCAUCUAUUCUCCCUGGGUGAACGUUCAACAAACAGCAUGCCUGAGUGUGCCCUAAAUCCAAGAGAAAGCUUCAGAUAUGCAGAAUUCUCCUUUUGCUCCCGCAAUCUUUGUUUGAGAAUGAAGCUUAAAACGGCCAUGGAUGUCGGAGAUCUCGGGAUUAUAAUGUGUGCCUGACUCUUUUCUUCCGUGCACAUGACCUCUGCCCUUGGGAAUAACCGUUCUGUCGUGCGAUUUUCAGCUAUCUGCCUGCAAAUACGUGUUUUGGGUUUAAUGUUGCUAGGAGAAAAGAGAGAGGGUGUGUGUGUGUGUGUGUGUGUGUGUGUGUGUGUUGCAUGCAUAUGUUUAAUUCAACUUGCCGCUUAGGCCAGCCGCAGUUGACUGUGCCCCUUCAAACUGUUUGCGUCCGAGGCUUUGGAAACAAAAGCCAAGUUUGAAUUUUGACAAGCAGUUUCGCUCAGAGAGCCAAGUGGGCUUUAUGAUUUCAGCCGAUGCGAGGGAACUUCCCUGCGCAUCUUUGCCAGAGUUCGUCUGCCCACUAGAGCGCACUGUUGCCUUGCCUUCCACCGGCAGACGCCUCUUGCGCGCUGGAGCAGGGAAGGCCAUCUCUGUUUAGUCUGCUCUCGAAGGGUCUCCACAUGACCAGUGUGGACCCCAUGGACUUCCCGAAACAUGUGUUAGCAAUUUAGCAGCAGACAUUUAUUUCUUUGUUUUACUGCCUGGCUCUUGCAGAAAGUGUCGGUGCUGGGUUAUGGGCUGUCUGGAGCAUGUCAGAGGCCACGGGGAUCAAGUUCAUGUGACAGGCCAAGCUAAAGGGAAGGAUGGAGUCUGAGGAGGUGAGGAAACUGACCCUCUCUCUCUCUCCUCUCUCAGCAGCAACAAAUCCUGGCCUGUCUGUGGGCCGCAGCCAAAAUUUGGGGCCGUUUGGAGUUCGUGGGGCAGCUGAACAAACAGAACGCGAUUCUGCCUGUUGCUCUGCUGCAUCGAACUGCAGAUUCAAGUUACUGCCGUUUCCAUUUCUCCCUUUCCCUCCCUCACAAAAAAGGGGGACCAACUGAACAUCACCCCCAUCUCUUUCCAUCCCCACCUUUCAAAAGUGCUCUUUUACAUUCCUUCUCUCCCUCCCUUUCUCUCUCCUUUUAGCUCCAUCCAGACGAGGAGACCUUGAAAUUCUCGGCUUCUGCAUGCUCCAGUGGAUGUGUGGGAAUCUGCCCUGGGAUCAGAAUUUGAGGAACCCCGAUGCCGUCCGGGAUGCAAAAGCAAAGUAAAAACAAAAACAGAAGCAUGAUUUAUUUAAUACGUAUUUUGGGGUAUUCUCACCUCCCUCCAAAGCUCAGGGCAGGAUAUGAUGGUGAAACAGUUACAUCUGUAAAAUGGGGAGGGAAGGAUCGCAGGGGCGUUUGCUUUGUGUGCAGAAGGUUCUGGGUUCGAACGCUGGCAUCUCCAGGUAAGGGAACGUCCUCUGUCUGAAACCCUGGAGGAGAGCUGUUGCCAUUCAGUGCCGACAACAUUGAGGUACCUGCUCCAGUGUUCCUAACUGAAAGAGAUAGGUAUUUCCUUCAACAAUUCCACAAGUCUUAAUCUCAGGGUUGCGGGUUCAAAACCCACAUUGGGCAAAAAGAUUCUGGCAUUGCAGGGGGUUGGACUGGAUGACCCUUGCGGUCCCUUUCCAACUCUACAAUUCUGCAAAAUAGCUCUCAAAUAGUCAGGAAACCAGAGAACAGUGCUGGCCACAAGGGUGGGUGUGCAUUUCUGGAGAGCGGGGUGAGCACUCUCCCAUUGCUAGAUUUCCAGAAGACAGAUAUUAGUGCACUUCAUGUUAACAAACGCACCCUCCCCACAUUGCUAAACAUGCAUUAUCUGGAGUAACUCUUAAUGUGAUUUUGACUAAUUUAACUUUCAAGGAACCAUGCUUAGGACUGCAACCUCAUUUAAUUUGAGAGCCAGUAUGGUGUAGUGGUUAAGAGCAGUAGUCUCAUAAUCUGGGGAACCGGGUUCGCGUCUCCGCUCCUCCACAUGCAGCUGCUGGGUGACCUUGGGCCAGUCACACUUCUUUGAAGUCUCUCAGCCCCACUCACCUCACAGAGUGUUUGUUGUGGGGGAGGAAGGGAAAGGAGAAUGUUAGCUGCUUUGAGACUCCUUAAAGGGAGUCAAAGACGGGAUAUCAAAUCCAAACUACUACUCUUCUUCUUCUUCUUCUUCUUCUUCUUCUUCUUCUUAAUUUCCAGUGUAUGAUUCAGUAUAUGAAAAGUGCCUUUUCUUUACAUAACCACAGAGGUCUAGGAAUGGGGAGCAGCUGCGGGGGGUGGGGUCGGGGUUAAGGUAUAUUCCUUAUUGCAGGGUGGGGAGGGUCACCCCUCUCUUGCAUUGUCUAUUCCAUUGGACAGCUGACAGUCUAAAUGAGUUUAUGAUCAGAGCUGCCAUUGCAUGAGCCCUUUGUAGUCUUCGUAGAGAAAGGACACAAAUCACCUGUAGUUGUUGCUCCACAGAUAUGGGCCAGUCUGUCCUGAGUCUUGCUCUGGCUAGCAGGCAGAUGACAGUGAUUUGUUAUCAAUUAUUGGGGAGGAAUCCGUAACUCGGCAUGCAUGAGGUUGCAGGUUCAGUUUCCAGCAGCUCCCUGAUAUGCCCUUCCCACAACAACAUGCAAAUUGAAACAAAGGCAUCCCAUUCUGGAUCAGUCCCAUCUAGUCCAGCAUCCUCUUCUCAAAGUGGCCAAACAGAUAUUUCAGUGGGAAGCCUGUUAUCAUGAUCUGAACGCAACUGUGCCCCUCCCUACUUGUAAUAUUGCUUUCAAAAAACAAUUGGUCUUAUUUUCUAUGUCUUUACUGAUCCUUGUUUAUAUUUGUGAGACAUCUUUUGAGUCCCAUCAGGGAAAAAGGUGGGGUAUAAAUACGUAAUAAGAAUAAAAAUCUGGUUGGCCACUGUGAGAAUAGGAUCCUGGACUAGUUGCUAACGUUCUUAAUUUCCAGCAAUGCCCUUGCAAAAAUGUGUACGUUAGGCAAAAUUGCAUUCAGAACGAAAGGGGAACCUAUGGGCACAUGUGGUGCUCUUACAAACUUGUGUGCAAAUUUUGGGAAGGCGUCAUGAAGGAAAUUUCUGAAAUAAUAGGCGCACUGGUGCCUUUAAACCCCAAAUUGCUUUUUAAAAACCCAACUUUGAUGAGUCAAAUAUGGAUUUAAUUAUGUAAACCACUUAUAAUCGUUGCUAUUAGUAGCUGCUCGCUUGACUAUAUCACAGGGCUGGAAGGAUUUCUCGGAGCUUUUAUUUUUAUUUAUUUUUUACUUUAUUGAACCAAAUAUUUAAUGUUUAUUCUCAUUACUGAAAGAUUGACUUAUAAAUUAAGAGUAUCUUGAGGUGCAGCUAAAGCUACGGAUUUUGCCUCUGUUUGGUAGCCAUUUCUAACUUAUAUGACAGGCCAGUCAUGGGGAUGGCAAGUUCCAAUGAAAUAUGACCCUUUUUUGAUAUUCAUAACAUUUGCUUUGUAUUUUUCUUUAUCAGGUUGGUUUCUGUCGUAACAUCUAAAUCACUGUAGUCUCUUGGGAAUGUUCCUUGUUUUAUGAAGUAUUAACUCUGUACCCUGGUGUGUGUGUGUAUGUUGUACUGUUUAUCUUACUCUUUUUAUUUAUUUAUGUUAUUUCAUAAUUCUUACCAGGUUGCUAUUUUAACUAUUAUGAAGUUAAAAUAGCUGUAAAAAGUCUUGAUUUUUUUUAAAUCAAGCAGCCUGGGAGUCAUUUUGGACUCACAGCUGUCCAUGGAGGCACAGGUCAAAUCUGUGUCCAGGGCAGCUGUUUACCAGCUCCAUCUGGUACAUAGGCUGAGACCCUAUCUGCCUGCGGACUGUCUCGCCAGAGUGGUGCAUGCUCUGGUUAUCUCCCGCUUGGACUACUGCAAUGCACUCUACGUGGGGCUACCUUUGAAGGUGACUCAGAAACUACAACUAAUCCAGAAUGCGGCAGCUAGACUGGUGACUGGGGGCGGCCGCCGAGACCAUAUAACACCGGUCUUGAAAGACCUACAUUGGCUCCCAGUACGUUUCCGAGCACAAUUCAAAGUGUUGGUGCUGACCUUUAAAGCCCUAAACGGCCUCAGUCCAGUAUACCUGAAGGAGCGUCUCCACCCCCAUCGUUCUGCCUGGACACUGAGGUCCAGCGCUGAGGGCCUUCUGGCGGUUCCCUCAUUGCGAGAAGCAAAGCUACAGGGAACCAGGCAGAGGGCCUUCUCGGUAGUGGCGCCCACCCUGUGGAACGCCCUUCCAGCAGAUGUCAAAGCGAUAAACAACUACCUGACAUUCAGAAGACAUCUUAAGGCAGCCCUGUUCAGGGAAGUUUUUAACGUGUGAUAUUUUACUGUAUUUUUGGUUUCUAUGGAAGCCGCCCAGAGUGGCUGGGGAGGCCCAGCCAGAUGGGCGGGGUAUAAAUGAUAAAUUAUUAUUAUUAUUAUUAUUAUUAUUAUUAUUAUUAUUAUUAGUGCAUAUUGGGAGAAAUGCUGCCAAAUUUUGGCUAGGACUAUUUUUAAUAAUAAUAAUAAUUCAGAAAUGUCAGAAACUUGAAUUUAAAAUUGGGGAAAAAACCCCGAGGAACUGAAACUGACAAAUUUGUCAGUCUCUUCCAGCUUGUUUUUAAAAAAUGCUUUUUAAAUGCUUGUUUUUAAAAAUGUAAAAAUCUGGUGCAAGGUUAGAGGUGGAGAACUAGCACCAUUGAAUUAUGCAGUGCAAGGCUGGGCUCUGCCCAUGGUUGAUUUCUACAUCUGCCCUCACAUUUGGCAUUUGCUGAAUUGACAUCAUUCUUCCUGAGAGUCUUUCUUUCAGACCGAAUUUGAUCGAGCUGUACAAAUUGCCUAUACAGUGGUAUCUCGGGUUAAGUACUUAAUUCGUUCUGAAGGUCCGUUCUUAACCUGAAACUGUUCUUAAACUGAGGUACCACUUUAGCUGCCACCGUUCCACCUCCUCAAAAUUUCUGUUCUCAUCCUGAAGCAAAGUUCUUAACCCGAGGUACUGUUUCUGGGUUAGCGGAGUCUGUAACCUGAAGUGUAUGUAACCUGAAGCGUAUGUAAUAACCCGAGGUACCACUGUACAGUGGUACCUCUGGUUGUGAACGGGAUCCAUUCCGGAGCCCCGUUCGCAACCUGAGCAGAAUGCAACCCACGUCUGUGCAUCUGCGCGUGUGCGGGUCGCGAUUUGCUGCUUCUGCACAUGCACGUGACGUCAUUUUGAGUGUCUGCACAUGCAUGAAUGGCGAAACCCGGAAGAAACCCUUUCCGGUACUUCCGGGUCGCCACGGGACGCAACCAGAAAAGAUUUAACCUGAAGCGUCUUUAACCCAAGGCAUGACAAGGACGCGGGUGGUGCUGUGGGUUAAACCACGGAGCCUAGGACUUGCUGAUCAGAAGGUUGGCGGUUCGAAUCCCCACGACGGGGUGAGCUCCUGUUGCUCUGUCCCUGCUCCUGCCAACCUAGCAGUUCGAAAGCACGUCAAAGUGCAAGUAGAUAAAUAGGUACCACUCUGGCGGGAAGCGACCCCAGAGUCGGCCACGACUGGACCUAAUGGUCAGGGGUCCCUUUACCUUUACCUACGACUGUAUAAACCCCACUGUUUUCUCCAGCCAUGGCUGGCUGGCUGGGUCGCAUGUUGCUUUCACAACAGCCCUGCAAAGAUAAACAGGCUGUUUAUGUCCCAGUGUAAUCUAAGCCAGCUGUUUAUAGCUGAAUGAGGAUUCGAACCCAGGUUUGCCUAGUCCCAACAUGCUGUGCAGUGUAUCACAGUGGCAUGCCAGCUUGAUUUGAUGAAAUUUGAUCCAGCCUGCUCAAUUCUGCCUUUUUUUCUUUUUUCUUUGGUGUGGGGUUUUGGCUACUUUGCUGCCAAAAGUCGGGUUUAUUUUUAAGCGUGAAAUUACAUACAGCCCUGCGUAUGAUCUUUAAGGAAGCGGAACUGGGCAAAGCAAAGAGAAAUCUCUGUGAAAUUUGCCUCUUUCUCUCUGUGUCUCUCAUAUUUCCUAUAUGGCUAUGAUUUCAUCCUGUAUAUGUACCAACCCAGGACAUUUUAAUGGUUAAGAAUCAAGGGGAUCUUGUUGCCUAAACGCAAUGUUUAAAAUCUGUCCGUAAACUAAACUUUGGAACAAAGUAUUAUCUACCCUCCACCACCACGCAAAUCACGCUAAAAGUCAUCGUGGCUGAACAGCCCCUCUGGAAAGCAGAAGAAAGGUAGCUCACUUGUUCCAUUGGCUCAAAGGGCAUAGCUAGGUAGUUAUAAAAAUACGUACUGCUGUUCGUAGAAAAAUCUCCAAGCAGUUUGCAACAAAUUAUGCAUAAAACCGCACAGUAAAACCAUAUAAAAAGUUAGAAAUCAGCUAACUGUUGCAGAAAGGUGUGUUCCUAAUUGCCCACAGAAGCCUGGCAGAAUAGAAAAGUUUCCAGCAAGCAUUUAAAAGCAGAGACGGAAAGUGGCUAUUGAAUCACUGUUGGCAGAGCAUCCCAUAAUUCUGGGUCAAUAACUGGGGGGGGGGGUUAGUUUCUUAUUGUCAAAGGAACCAAGCCAACCUGGGGAACGGCCAACGACACUCCUGCAGAUGAUCCCAGGGAUCAAACUCGGAUAUAAAGGCCAUGAAUAUCUCUGCAGCUUGAUCAGGACCAAGGACUAGCAGUUAAAUUGCACGAAAUUAAGGAAGAUCAAACCUAUCCAUUCUGAAGGAAAUCAGCCCUGAGUGCUGACUGGAAGGACAGAUGGUGAAGCUGAGGCUCCAAUACUUUGGCCACCUCAUGAGAAGAGAAGACUCCCUGGAAAAGACCCUGAUGUUGGGAAAGAUGGAGGGCACAAGGAGAAGGGGACGACAGAGGACGAGAUGGUUGGACAGUGUUCUCGAAGCUACCAGCAUGAGUGUUGCUGAACUACAGCUCCCAGCAUCCCUUGUGCCGUCUGAGGCUCAUGGGAGUUGGAGUCCCAACAAUGUCCAGAGAGCCACAGCCUACCCACACAAAUGUAUGCUUAGUUUGGUAACUUUCCUGCAGUCAUUUAAUGUUCUAAAUCAUGGAUAGGCAAACUAAAGCCUGGGGGGCGGAUUCGGCCCAAUCGCCUUCUAAAUCCGGCCUGCGGACGAUCUGGGAAUCAGCGUGUUUUUACAUGAGCAGAAUGUGCCCUUUUAUUUAAAAUGGAUCUCUGGGUUAUUUGUGGGGCCUGCCUGGUGUUUUUACAUGAGUAGAAUGUGUGCUUUUAUUAAAAUGCAUCUCUGGGUUGUUUGUGGGGCAUCGGAAUUCGUUCAUUAUUAUUUUUUUCAAAAUAUAGUCCGGCCCCCCACAAGGUCUGAGGGACAGUGGACCAGCCCCCUGCUGAAAAAGUUUGCUGACCCCUGCUCUAAAGUGUGUGCCACCACCCCCACCCGCAUUUAAGCAGUGUCAGAAUUGCAGUUGGCUAGCCACAGUUCAUGAUUUCCAAAUAAUAAAAUAAAGCAUAGCUCUCUUUGCCUAGAUGGAGGCAGUAUUUUGGUACAGCUGCCUCUUACAUUGCUAAGCUCAAUGACAAGGGAAUGCCAGGCAGUUCCACUUAAGUCGCCUCUUCCGUCACAGUGACUUGAGUUUGCUGACCCCUGUUCUAAAUGCUGUUGCUUCCUCCUGCCCCCUGUAAGAAUUAUAGAGUUGGAUUCGAGUCCUACCCUCCAGAGCAGGAGAAAACAAGCUUGUUCCUUCUUCCAUGUGACAGUGCUUUGGAUAUUGGAAGGAGAUUUUAUUGGGUGUUUCCUCCCCUCAUCUCUUUUGGGAAAGCAUUUCAUGAAUGUAAGGAGGGGGGAAAAACACAAACAUUUAGCAUUUCCCUUUUCCCCCUCGCCCUUUUCCCCCUCCACCCAGCAUGCGUACUGUAAUUAGCCCUGGUUAAAUGCACUGCCUGUUGUCGCUCUUUUGCUCUUACUGGUGGGACUUGAGGAAGCUAAUUGCUUGUGGCCCCGCAUAGCCGGUCGCUGGAACACCGGCAACGCUGCGAUGGAGGUGCUGCGAGUGGUGGAGGCAGCAAACUUUUAAGUAGGGCAAGUCACAACAGAGGUACACAAUGGGGAGAGCUGAUCUGCAGAAAUCAAUCUGUGCAUUCAGUUUGGCACUGGCUCUCUGCAGAGAGAGGGGGUGGGGGAGAGCGGGGUGAGCCUGCAGGCUACAGAUAAUACAGAUUGCAUCUGUAAAUGUUGACUUUGUACAGUAUUGUUUAAUAUAUAUAUUAUUUCCCACCCACCCUCCUUUAGAACUUCUGAUCAUUAGAGUCCCUCACAGACCACCCCUAGCGCCAUUCAGCGCCAUCCAAUCAAUGUAAUCCAUCAAGCUUCUUUAUUAAUUCUCCAGCCAAGGAUUAACCCCUUAGAGGGAUGAUACUUCCUUUCCCCCCCUCCCCAAGACUCCAAACUAAAUCCAUAUACACUAUUGUGUGUGCGUGUUGCACCUCUUUUAAUUUUUAAGAAUGGGGUGGCUGAAGGAAGGGUUGCAGCUCAGUGGCAGAGCACAAGAUUUUAUCAAUAGUGAAUCAUAGAGUUGGAAGGGACCCUCAGGAUCAGCUAGUCCAACCCCCUGCAGUGCAGGAAUAUGCAGCUGAUCGAACCUGCAACCUUGGCGUUAUCAGCAUCACGCUCUAACCAACUGAGCUAUCCCCAUGAGCAAUGAUGGCAUUAUAGAAUUUCAGGUAACCGGACUGGGAAGAUCCUCUGUCAAAGACAGGGGUAGCAAAUGCUGUGUCUUAAGCAUAUGCCCCAAAGUUUUUAGGAAAGGUUUCCCAGAGUUGUCGGGCUCCUGAGGUGGGCAACCAACGCAAGCAGCAGAGGAGCCCAGCGAAACAAACCAGCCCAAAGCGUCGGCGUCUGAGCAAAGCUGGGCGCCUCGUGGUGUAAGCUGCAUAAUAAUAAUAAUAAUUUAUCAUUUGUACCCUGCCCAUCUGGCUGGGUUUCCCCAGCCACUUUGGACGGCUUCCAACAAAGAUUAAAAAUACAUAAAAAUGUCACACAUUAAAAACUUCCCUGAACAGGGCUGCCUUCAGAUGUCUUCUAAAUGUCAGGUAGUUGUUUAUCUCUUUGACAUCUGAUGGGAGGGCGUUCCACAGGGCAGGUGCCACUACCGAGAAGGCCCUCUGCCUGGUUCCCUGUAGCUUAGCUUCUUGCAGUGAGGGAACCACCAAAAGGCCCUCGGCGCUGGACCUCAGCGUCCAAGCAGAACGAUGGGGGUGGAGACGCUCCUUCAGGUAUGCUGGGCCGAGGCCACUUAGGGCUUUAAAGGUCAACACCAACACUUUGCAUUGUGCUCAGAAAUGUACUGUGUGGGCCUCCCCACAGGCGGGCCUCUCCAUGGCCCUACGCCAAUCCCAGGUGCGCAGGAGGGCAGAGGCGGCUGGCCGCCUCAGCGCCUCGCUAGCUCACUUGCCCCCAAACUCGUGGCGCAGAGCCAGCCGCAGCAGAAGAGUCCGCCACGGCACUCUGACCAAUGGGCUGCCUCUUCCCCAGACUCAACUCUCAGGCCCUGGACUCUCAGCCUGGUGCCCCUGAGAGUCCGGCGCCCGGGUGCCCCACACCCUGCCUCCAGGUGUUGCCGAUCUCCUAAGAAGAAGAAGGGUUUGGAUUUGAUAUCCCGCUUUAUCACUACCCGAAGGAGUCUCAAAUCGGCUAACAUUCUCCUUUCCCUUCCUCCCCCACAACAAACACUCUGUGAAGUGAGUGGGGCUGAGAGUCUUCAGAGAAGUGUGACUGGCCCAAGGUCACCCAGCAGCUGCAUGUGGAGGAGCGGGGAAGCGAACCCGGUUCACCAGAUUAUGAGUACACCUCUCUUAACCACUACACCACACUGGCUCCUAACUCCCAUCAGCCCCAACCAGCUUGCCCAGUGGUCAAGGAUGAUGGGAACUGGAGGGCACCACAUUCUUAACCCCCGGUUUGGCCAAACACUGCUCAUCAGUCAACAGGACUAAGCUGAAAUCCCCCUCUGGGCAGCAUCAGUGUGAGGGAGUGUCGUGUACGUUGGCUGACCUCACUAGUGAAACACACUUCCUAUGUUGCUGCUUGAGUUGAAUAUCAUCGUGGCUCUUUAGGUGCUGAUGUGCACAGCUUUGUAUUUUGUGACAAGGGGCUAAACUUUAAAGGAGAGCAUGUGCUCUUGCUUUUCGUGAAGCAUCCUGGAUUUGGUUAUCAUUUUUUCCAAUCUAAAGCAGUGCUUCCAAACCCGUUUAGUAUGGUGUGGAGCAAACAGAUAGAGGUUUAUUUCUCCCACUCUUACAAUCUGGGGAAAAAAACACAUCCUAUGCAAAUUAGGACCAUUUGAAUAACACAAUUUGCCUCUGAGAUUUUUAAGUUUACAUCGGAACAUCUUCUGAUGCCCUAGAGGGUGAUCUAAUUUACCAUGUUUCUUUUACUUGCAUUUAGUAAGCAAACUGCCAGGCUUGUCUAAUGCAGUAUUUGAUAUUGGCCUCCGUUCGUUGUUACAAAUGAAUUUACGAAACAGGAGAAAAACUGGAAAAGAAAGAUCUGGGGAAAUCUCCAUGCAGGCUUGCUUAGUCCACAUCACUCCUCAUGUUUCUAGAACCCAGGGCCAUCUGAUUACGCUAAAUUCAGGACAAAGGAAGUUCUGUUCCACACAGCACAUAGUUAAAUUGGAAUUGACUGCCACAAAAUACAGUAAUGUCCACUAACUUGGAGGAUGAAGCUGUCAAAGGCUUCUGGCUGCAGUGGUUGUGUUCUACCUCCACCGAAUGCUUCUUGCUUGAAAUUGGGAGACUUAUUUUGUGCUCAGCUCCUGCUUCCAGACUUUCCAUAGGUGUCUCGUUGGCUGCUGUGAGAACAGAAUGGUCGAAGGUCCUUUGCUCUGAUCCAGCAAAGAUCUUUUUUUUAUGUUCGGUUUCAGUUCAGUACAGCGAUAAGAAAAAGCUCUGCAGAGCCUCAUCAACCAUUUUGUCCAAGGCUGCAUGGAGUUUGGUCUCAGCCUUACAAAGACCCAACGUCCUGGGUCAGAACAUCACCUGCACUCCACGCAUCAGCAUUAGUGACCACACACUUAAGGUGGGAGACGAUUUUGCCUGCCUGGGUUCCACCAUCACCAGCAAUGUCUCCAUUGAUGUAGUUCUGGACAAGCAUAUUGGCAAAGAAGCUGCGGCAAUGGCUUGCCUCUCCAAAAGGGCAUGGGAGAAUGUGAUGCUCACCACCAAUGACAUAAAUUUCUGCUGGAAGCCGCCCAGAGUGGCUGGGGAAAAACCAGCCAGAUGAGCUGGGCAUUAUUAUUAUUAUUAUUAUUAUUAUUAUUAUUUUGUUUAGGUAACUCUGAUCGCAUAAUUCCCAAGAUAAAAGCUUCAGCUUCAGCUUCUUUUUCUUCUUCUUUACAAAUGCUAACUUCUUUUUCAGUUCAUUAUAUAUCAUUUCCCAGUAGUCUUUAACCUUAUUACAAGACCACUACAUAUGGAAAAAGGUACCUUCUUUCCCUUUGCAUUUCCAGCACAUAAUUCAAUUUUGAUUUAUAUGUUUGCCAAUCUACUUGGUGCUUGAUACCAUCUGUAUAACAUUCCCCUAUAGUUUUCUCUUAAAUCAUAACAUGCUGCAGGUUUUAUGUCUGUGUUCCACAGUCUUUCCCAUGCCUCCAUCCAACACCUUGACUUUACCCCCAAAGGCACACUGUUCCAAUGUCUCCCAAGGCAGACUGAUGCCAACUGCAAAGCAUUUUGGUCAACCAAUGUUCCUAUCAUCCACACCACAUAUGGAAAGGCAUAAGACUCUUGUAUUUAUCACACUUUAGGACAGCCUUCCCCAACCUCGUGCCCUGCAGAUAUUUUGGACUACAGAUUCCGUCUGCCUCAACUGGCAUAGCCAUCAACAAACAAACAAACCUGAUCUGGUUUUCAUGCUUACUCAAAUCUGCUCUCACUAUAAUGUGUGAAAUCUGUCAUAGCCUUCUUGGCAAGCAGAUGGGAUAAUCUAGGGCUAGGCUCUUGCCUCUCGUUUCUGUUGCUCCCUCUUCUCUCUGUGCAGAAUCCGGACUAUACACUGGGAGUAGAAAGUCAGGACAGGGUUGGCUGCUGCACGAAUCCGUAAAGGUAAAGGGACCCCUGACCAUUAGGUCCAGUCGUGGCCGACUCUGGGGUUGCGGCGCUCAUCUUGUUUUAUUGGCUGAGGGAGCCAGCCUACAGCUUCCGGGUCAUGUGGCCAGCAUGACUAAGCCGCUUCUGGUGAACCAGAGCAGUACAUGGAAAUGCCAUUUACCUUCCCGCCGGAGCGGUACCUAUUUAUCUACUUGCACUUUUGACGUGCUUUUGAACUGCUAGGUUGGCAGGAGCAGGGACCGAACAAUGGGAGCUCACCCUGUCGCAUGGAUUCAAACCGCAACCUUCUGAUCGGCAAGUCCUAGGCUCUGUGGUUUAACCCACAGCGCCACCCACGUCCCUUGCACGAACCAAUAUCAAGUGCUAAAAUGUCCCUAUUCCCCUUUUUGCUCUCUGGCUGACUGAUAAGGCCAGUAAGGAAUGAAAGAUGAUUUAGGGAUUCUGAAAUUUCAGUAUUGUGUGUGUGUGUGUGUGUGUGCGCACACACACAUAGUGUCAACAAAAUAUACAUGAUGGAGCAUUGGCACCCCUGGUGAAUUGACAUUUCUGUAAACUUGUGCAGGAGUUUUUGAGUCCCUACGGAAUGUCUUACCAAAAAGUGAAGGCCGCUUGGACUUCCUAGCAAGAAAUGGAACCUGCUAUUGGUCCACCAUCUCUUUCUUUAAAGUUUUAUUUUUAAUCUUUUUUUUAUUAAAGUUCCAAAAAAAAUGGCUAUAUAGGUUUUUUUUAAGAAGCUAAAAUUAUCAUAUGAAAAUAGGAUGGGAAAAGUAAUUAUUUAAUGUACUCGUUUAGGCAAUUUAUAUGCCGCUUAAAAUCUCUUAAGUGGUUUAUGGGCAUUGUAAAGCUUUGCAAAUAAAGAUCAAAUUGCAGCAAGUGCAAUGAAAUGUUACAAAUAAAAAACAAGAUGCAGUAAACACAUUAUAAAAAAAAAAAUCCAGCGUUUAAAACAUUCCUUAGCAAUUAGGGGAGGUGGGAGGACUUUUCCUAUAUCGUUUCAAGGGCAGUGGUAGCUCUGAAAGCAUGCUUUAAACACACACCUGUGAGUUCCAGUCAAUUCCUCCCUCCUGGAGAUGUGUUUUUGUGCUUGUGUAUGUCCUUCAGAUGUUAAAAGACACUGUCAGGUUCUAACCCUAACCCUAACCCUAACCCUAACCCUAACUGCAAAAAAGGCAUGCACAACUCUCUUUAGAAGUCCAUUCGCUCACUGCCCAGGACAGCUUAAUUCGGUACUGCUUUAGAACUUCUUCUUCUUCUUCUUCUUCUUCUUCUUCUUCUUCUUCUUCUUCUUCUUCUUCUUCUUACCUUAUCCAUCUGUUGCCAUUUUGCGUUCAGAAUCUACUUUUGAGCAACAAGCACCAGCCUGGUGAACCGUGCUGAACUUUAGACGACCAUUAAUCUGUGGACUUGGGAGUAAAGAAAGCAAAUUUAUCUCAGGGUGGUGUGUGUUUGUGAAGGGAUUCCAUUACCCUGCAAAACAUUUGGCAAGAGCUCUGGAAAGCGAAGACAUUUCCUUGGCCGUAAUUCUGCUCAGGCUAUAGUGGUGCUUAUAGUCACACGAUGCAAAGGGGGUUAACACAGUGGGUAGACAGGUCUUCCAAAUUUCCAGGAGUCUCCAGCUUUCAAGAGGAGGCUGAUCUGCUUUGCCUCCCCAUCUCGUCCCUGACAACCUUUGGAUUUUGCAACCUUCUGAUCUAACAUUCUGUGCCUCCUCACUUUUUCAGGCUCCUGGACGAACUCCCUGAUUCAGUGACAAGAUGGGCUCCCGCAGGAACAGACUGCAGUAAGUUGAGCCGAUUGACCAACAUUCUCAUUCAGAAAUCAACCUUCAAAGCCCGUUAUGGUUUGGAAUUGGAGUGCCAGAAGGAUUGCCACCUUCCAGAUCAAGGGUGCACAAGCUGUAGCCCUCCAGAUGUUUCUGGACUACAACUCCCAUCAUUCCUGAUCUCUGGCUGGGGCUGAUGGGAGGUGUAGUCCAGAAACAUCUGAUGGUGCGCCCCUGUUCCAAAGGAACCUGCUUCCAUUCAAAACUACUCAAAUUUAGCAGCAGCAGCAAUUUCUUUGGCUCACAUCGGAAGCAUCUCAGAGUUGGAACAGGGAAGGAAAGGAAAGGUGUAGUCAACAGAGAAUACAAGGAUAUUUCAGGCAUCUGAGCGAAGUUUUGCAUGGCAGCACAUUGCAAAUUGUGAGCAAUUUGUUUUCUUUACACCUAACUACCUUGGCUGUGGCCAGGACUUCACGAAGCUAGGCUAAUAUUCUAGAUAAAAAGGCACUGUCUAUGGACAUCUAAUCAAGUUGAAUGUUGGAAGAUUCAGGAUAUAUUAUUAUUAAUUAAAUUCAUCGAAAGAUCACAGGGUGAUCUACAAUAUGAAAAACUCAAAAAUGCAUAAUAAACAAAAACAAUAUCCCCCUUUCAGUUUAAAAGGUUGUUAACAGAGAACAACUUAAGGUCUAUGUACAGAGGUUGCAAUUGGGUUGAACCACAGGUACUAUAGGUUACAUGGAAAGGGGGAGGAUGUUAGGAUAUAGUUCCAUUCCACCUUAAAAGGGUCAGGAAUGACUGUUGUGUAUCACAUGCCUGGGAGAAGAGGAAUGCUUUUGCAACAAAGGACACCCCAGGGAGACAACUGUUGAGUUCAGAUUUUGCUUGCAGGUUCCAACAGACAUCUGUUUGGCCCCUGGGAGAACAGAAUGCGUGACUAGAUGGUCCAUUCGCCUGCUCCUAUUUUGUUAGGAUCUUAUGCUCGCAAGUGCUCUGUGUCUACCCCGAAUGCUGCUUGCUUUCUUCUUCAAUUUUCGUUUGAGCUACGUUACUGGCACAAGUCUGAAAAUGAGUUUAUGAUGCAUGCGUGUGUUACUUGAGCUUAUGAAACCUAGAUUGCGCUCCUAGGUCCUUUGCAUAUCGUACAUACCUUGCACCGACUCUUCUGCACUCAACAGAAAGAUUAACACUACAGUCCUGUACUCAGCUCCAUUACCCGGCUAGGGAUUUGGUUUUUGAAGCUGUUAACAACUGCUUAAAAGCAGCAGCAGUAGUACUUUUCUACUCCAAAGUAAGUCCAUUAAGGUCAUUGUGCUUAGUCCCAAGAAGCUUAUAGCAUUACAGCCUAAUCAGCUUCCCAUGUUUCGGUUCGCGUUGCCAAGUUCACGUGUUAACACUAGUUUUCACGAGGUUUCACAAUUGCCCACCACCUUUUUAGCUGGUCAUGCAAAUGCAUGUUGGGCAUGGCCAUCACAGAGCUGGUGACCUCCAAGUCAUUUAAGAAGAAAUACUUGCUAAUAUAUGUCUGCGUAUUUCAGCCAAGGAAAUGAUGGGGGUUUCUCAGUAGCCUCUGGUUGGCCACUUUGGAAAGCUUAACGUGGGCCAGAGAGGCUUUUGGAUGCAGCAAAGCUCUUGCAUCCUUAAAAAAUGUCUGAUCUCAAACAAAUUGAAUGUUGUAUUUCUAUAGGUGAAAUAGCCAGGUUUUUGAAAAAUGCAUCUGAUUUAGCGUACAAGGAAAAGCCUGAUUAUGAAGCGCUAAGGAAAAUCCUCCUGGAUGGUCUGGAACACAAAGGAGUCUGUUGCAAUGGGGCGCUGAAUUUUACCGCUGCCAAAAGACCUCCAAAUGAAUCUGCUGCUAAACACAAGAAAGUAAGUACAUAGCCAUUGGAUUUGGUCAAGGCUGGAUAAAUCUAACACAUGUCCUGUUAAGGAAUAGUUUCGUUUACAGCUAAAUUUAACGUGGGGGAAAGUGACGCUCGUGGAAGCGGUACGUAUUUUUUUUUUAAGUGCUACUUUUUGGAAGUUAGUUGCCAACAAAGGAAAUAUCACUAUAUUUUUUAAGCAACAGUAACUUAAUGGGUGGAGCCAGAGAUUCACUAUAUAAGGAUGAGUCUCCCCCUCUCUACUCAACGAAGGAGCUGAUGAUGUAAAAUGUUAAAGUACAUGUUUAAGGUUGCACCUAAAGACAUAAUCCCAUGCAAUGGGGCUUCCUCUCCCCACACACCCCUGUUCCCCCCAAUAUGCCCUAGAGUUUUGGGAGGAACCUCAGAACAGUUUUUUUGGGGGGGGGGCUGGGGCAAGGAGAGGAAGUGCCCUUACAGAGGUCCUUCUCCCAACAGGAUGAUUUGCUUGUCGAUAUCCAAGGAAAGAUUGAGGGUUAUGUUCAGAGGUUGGAUGCCAUCCUACCAGAGGGAAACUGCCCUAACUCAAUUUUUGACCCACAGCUCUUUUCUUCCCUCCAAACCAGUGGUUCGCAACCAUUUUUUGGCCAUGCCCCACCUAAGCAUCUCUAAAAUCCUGAUGUCACCCCCUCUUCCCCGGUGACAUAUAAUUCUUAUUAUUCAAAAAGUGAAGUCCUAUUCACGCGGAGGAAGCCUAAAAGGCCAUUCACUAUUAAUAACUCAUUAUCAAAUUGCCCCCCCCCCUUAAAAAUCAAAUUGCCGCCCUGUGGGGGGUAUGUCCCACGUUGGGAACCACAGCUCCAAACAGUAAGAUCUGUGCAAAUUUUUUUGCUUCCUGUGCAGUGGGAUAGUGCCAGAGUUGUUCACAAGGGACAGCUUUGGAUGACAGCUGUCCUUUCAGAAUGGAUCAGAAGCCGAGUUGCCUUUAUUGAUGCAACCAUUGUUCCCCUAAAAUAACUUUGUUCUUUCUUUUUGCUCUGGCCUUCAAGAAGCUGCUUUCCUCGAAUUUUGGCGCAUGCUCGCUUUUUGAGACGCACACACUCUUCCCUUUCUGCCUCCCAGUCCUGUCAAUAUACAGCUAACCAACAAAUAAAUGCAAACCACUUUGUUUUUAAUAAACUUAGACCGGUGUAAUUAGCAGUAUUCACAGGGCCUGAUUAGGAGCGUCGGCCAGGGAUGUUAGUAGCCAUAUGAGCCCGCAGCCUUUGCUGACACAAUAUGGCAGGGUCAAGGCAUCAGUUCAUUUUUAAUAUUCCUCGUGAACUUUGGACUGUCAGAAUGGUACAUGAGCCAAAAAAAUGUGGGAUGCAAACUAAUGCGACUGAUGGGCUGCGAGAUGAAUGGCGAUUCAAAUCCCGGUGCACAGAUGGUUCUGAUUUGCCGAGUUCUGUAGCUGCUGCAACUGAAGACAUAAAAUAGCCGCCUAGUCAUAAAUUAGCUCUUUGGAAGCCAAACCUUGGCACCAGAGCUUUACAACCUUCAAUUAGUAGCGAAAGAAGUAUUUGAAUGACUCCAGUAUUGACAUCUGUAGGUCUGCAUAGUAAUCAUUCCUAAUAGAAGAGAAUCUCUGUUUGAGGGGCUUUUGCAUGGCUAAUUAACUACCAGUGAGAAUAUGUAAUUUUUUCAUGAUCUCCCGAUUGUCACCUUUCUCUCAUGAUACAAUUACAUUUUAUUGUAGCGAAUGCCUUUGCAAACCCAAUUGUCAGCACUAUUUACAUUGUGUAGAAAAGCAGAACAAAAGUUCAUCUUUAAUAAAAAGCUACUGGAUUUUGAUCUUGGUAAUUACCAAGACUCUCCCCCCCCCCCCCCGAGUUUUAUAGACUUUGGUAUUUUUUUUUAUCACUUUUACAACAAAGCAAAAAGCCAUUUCUUUGACAGUAGUUUGCUUGCUGUUGUGGUCACCAUUUAAUCUAUGCUAAUUUGAGCGGUGGCUCUCUGUUUCUGCAAUUUGUAGUUUUCUAAAGUUAAUUGAAAUAUGUAAGUUUCUUUUUUUUUCCUUUUUCACAAAAGGCAUCUGCUCUCUAAACUUCUGAUGUUCGGCCAAUUUGAUUUCCCCUCGCCCAUUCUUGAAUGUGCAGAUUUAAGAACUAGUAACUACUGCCUAUGACAGUCAGAACUACCAACUAGUAACUACUGCCUAUGACAGUCAGAACUACCUGCGUUAAGUUGGGCUGCAUAUAUUUUUGCUGCUAGAUUGAAGGGGAAAGUGACUUGGGUUACCUCUUCUGCUUUAGACAACCAUUUAGAACUUUAUAAAAACAGCAGCAACAGCUGUAAUUCAAAGUGCUCUCAGUAGUCUUAGGAAUUUGCACAGAUGUCCCUGCCCUGGGAUUUUGACUUUCCCCCCGAACUGUGGAUCACUCCCCCUUACCAAGCCAUUUUGCAAACUUUGGGUAUUUCCCUUCAUUUCAAAACUGCUUUGCUAUGUGGUUGCUGUUUGAUUUAUUGAUGCACAACAAAUCUGGACUUAGAACUAUGAUGCUGAUGGUAUUUGGGGGUCCUAGCCAGUGGUUGCGAUCCAGAAGUGUUUUUUCUUCUUCAAACUCUUGACCCUUCUUUCCCAAAUGUCACCUUAACAAUUCCACUGUUGGAGGCGGCACGCUUUUGAAUUCCAGCUGCUGGAAGAUGUUCAGAUCCUGCUUGGAGUUCCCAUAAGCACUUGAGCAGCCAGGAUGCUAGACUACGUGGAAACCACUGGCCCAACCCAGCGGACUCUUCUUAGGUUCUUAAACUUCUGUUCACUUCAAAAGCAACUUGCCGGGCAACAUUGGGAGAUGCUACCCGAGAGAAAAGCUAUGGUUUUCCCAGUAGUGAUGUAUGGAAGUGAGAGCUGGACCAUAAAGAAGGCUGAUCGCCAAAGAAUUGAUGCUUUUGAAUUAUGGUGCUGGAGGAGACUCUUGAGAGUCCCAUGGACUGCAAGAAGAUCAGACCUAUCCAUUCUAGGAAAUCAGCCCUGAGUGCUCACUGGAAGGACAGAUCCUGAAGCUGAGGCUCCAAUACUUUGGCCACCUCCUGAGAAGAGAAGAUGCCCUGGAAAAGACCCUGAUGUUGGGAAAGAUGGAGGGCACAAGGAGAAGGGGAGGACAGAGGACGAGAUGGUUGGACAGUGUUCUUGAAGUUACCAGCAUGAGUUUGACCAAACUGCGGGAGGCAGUGGAAGACAGGAGUGCCUGGCGUGCUCUGGUCCAUGGGGUCACAAAGAGUUGGACACGACUAAACAAUAACAACCCGAGAGAAACAAGCUUAACCCACCAUCUUGCUUCAAUGAACUAGUUCUGUGAUAUGUAUCUUGUGUGUUCCAUUUCCUUAGGAAAAGUCAGUUUGUUGGUCCAGCACAAGCAGAUUUGGCUUGCUGACGUGUAGUCACUGUUUAUCAUAAAGUUGCGGAUUUAGGGCAUUGUGACUGGUUCCCCUGCACAGGGUGCAGAGGCCAAGGGGGAGCCUUCUUGUCUCUGUCCCAAAUCCUAAUAAUCACUGGGCCUCAGGAAGGAGGCAUGAAAGCUCUUACAGGGUCCUAGAGUCUUCCUGCCUCCUUUCCAAAGCCUAGUUAGCAGUUGUCCAGCUUUGGGAAGGAGAUGGGAGGGCUUUAGACCUCUGUCAGAGACCGGUACCUCCCUUAUCUGGCUUUGGAAGGCAGAACAAGGGCUGGGAAGCAUCCAAUUUUGGACUUGUACAAAGGUCCGUCCCUUUCAUAGCACAUGCCAACAGGACACUUUGACCAGUCGUUUUGGGGCUAGGUACUGCAAGUGUGGGACGUGGGUGGUGCUGUGGGUUAAACCACAGAGCCUAGGACUUGCCAAUCAGAAGGUCAGUGGUUCGAAUCCCCGCAAUGGGGUGAGCUCCCGUUGCUCGGUCCCUGCUCCUGCCAACCUAGCAGUUUGAAAGCACGUUAAAGUGCAAGUAGAUAAAUAGGUACCACUGCGGCGGGAAGGUAAACGGCGUUUCUGUGCACUGCUCUGGUUCACCAGAAGCGGCUGAGUCAUGCUGGCCACAUGACCCGGAAGCUGUACGCCGGCUCCCUCAGCCAAUUAAGCGAGAUGAGCGCCGCAACCCCAGAGUCGGCCACGACUGGACCUAAUGGUCAGGGGUCCCUUUACCUUUACCCUUUACUGCAAGUGUAACACAGCCAUUUUGUUUAGACAAGAAGGGCAGGGUGCCAGAAGGUCAACAGUUUCUCAUUUCCGCUGGACAGGCUUUCUGCCUAAUCAGGUGAAUCAUAGAAUUGUAGAGUUGGAAGGGACCUUGAGGAAGGAUCAUCUAGUCCAACCUCUGGCAAUGCAGGAAUAUGCAGCUAUCCCAUCUGGGGAUCGAACCUGCAACCUUGACGUUAUCAGCACCAGGCUCUCACCAACUGAGCUAGCCAGUGACAACCGGCCAGGACCCCUCACACCCGCUCUGUGUCCAGCUCCUGCGCAGGAAAACAAGUAGGGGGUCAUAGAAGAAUGUUUGGAAAAAGGACUAUUCAUCCCAAUUAUGCCAGUUCCAGGGUUCUGGAAAGAUUAAGUUUUUGUACAGGCUGGGUUAUGGAGAGUAUCCCCUGAAACUCUACCAGUCCACUGGACAAAGCAGUUCCUUUUCCCUUUCCCCCUCUUCCAUUUCCUCCAAAAGCGCAGAAAUCUAUUACGUUUUGUAUUUAGCUUAAAACUUACCUUGGAUAUUGAUGUCAAACAAGAUGUUGCUGAACUUUGAUUGCAAGAAAAGAGAGAUCUGCAAUAGUAUUUGCUAUUUGCAAGUGCAUAACCCCAUUUAAAGUCCAUGAGCGAGGAGUGUCAAUUAUCACAGCUUCUGUUCCUCAGACACAGGCAGAAGUAUUUUUAAUGGCCAAUAACAAGGUCAGGGAGAGAACUGUGCUGUUUGCAGAUGACUUGAACCUCGUCCCCAUCAUCCUCUGAGUUUUUCGUGGAGAUUUCAAAUAUCCUCUUUCAUUAGCAUGAAAUGCAUACCUUGCAUCAUCUCAGAUUUGAGAGCUGUUUCUGACUCGAGGGUAUUCUAAAAUAUAGCGUGUUGUGAACCGUCGGCAAAUAGGGAAUAAAGGCAGGAAAGUCCAUUUUCUGUGAAAAGCUUCAACUGCUUUUGAGUUUGAAAAGCAUUGUACUUCACCCCCAAUUCAGUUAACGAUUGUGUAGGUGAAAAUGGAGUAGCCAUACAGAAUACAAUGAAGGCGAUAAUCAGUUUGGAUUCUGGGGGAGAAGGAGAGUGAAUAAUCUUGCAUAUAUUGCCACGUGAUCAGAUUAAAAAUGGCUCCAAAUUAGCCGGUACUGGAAGCAUUUACCCGUUAAUUGUUCAAAACUCCAACCUACAAAGCCAGAAAUCCCAACACAUCUCUGAAUGAAUGGGAGACCACAUACCUGAUCUCAAGUACAGUGGUACCUCUGGUUACGAACUUAAUUCGUUCCGGAGGUCUGUUCUUAACCUGAAACUGUUCUUAACCAAGGUACCACUUUAGCUAAUGGGGCCUCCUGCUGCAGUGCAAAUUCUUUUUCUCAUCCUGGGGCAAAGUUCUUAACCCAUACUGCUUCCAGGUUAGCGGAGUCUGUAACCCAAAGUGUUUGUAACCCGAGGCACCACUGUAGAGAUAUAAUACAUUAGGAGAAGUGGGUGGCACUGAGGUCUAAACCACUGAGCCUCUUGGGCUUGCCGAUCAGAAGGUUGGCAGUUCGAAUCUGUGCAAUGGGGUGAGCUCCUAUUGCUCUGUCCCAGCUCCUGCCAACCCUAGCAAUUCAAAAGCACACCAGUGCAAGUAGAUAAAUAGGUACAGCUGCGGAGGAACGGUAAACGGCAUUUCCAUGCUCUCUGGCACUCGUCACGGUCCUCCGUGUGCCAGUAGUGUAGUCCUGCUGGCCACAUGACCCAGAAAACUCUAUGGACAAACGACGGAUCCCUCGGCCUGAAAGUGAGAUGAGUGCUGCAACCCCAUAGUUGCCUUUGACUGGACUUAACCAUCCAGUCUUUACCUUUAUAAUACCUUCUUGUUGCCAUUGACGCCUGUGCAUUAGGAAGAAGUGGUGCAAGGACUGCUCUGUAUUCCCAGUGUGGAGCAGGCAAAGACUGAAGGAUGUGAUUGUAGUGGGAAAAGGCACCUAGUCACUUGGGCUAUUUAGAUAUUGAAAUGUCUGUUGUGAAGCAGGCUAUUCGUCGUGAUGCCAGAAGUUGUACUGAUGGAUGCAGGCACAGGUGUUUUUAAAGGUGGAAUGCAUGCGGAAGAGAGCAACCAGGAUGAUCAAGGGUCUGGAAACCACGCUUUAUGAGGAACAGUUUAAGGAGCUGGGUGUGUUUAGCCUGGGAAAAGAGCACACUGAGAGGAGAUAUGAUAGCCAUCUUCAAAUAUCUCAAGGGCUGCCACACGGAAGAGGGAACAAGCUUGUUUUCUUCUGCUGCAGAGGGUAGGACUCAAACCAGUGGCUUCAAUUUACAAGAAAAAUUCUGACUAAACAUCAGGAAGAACUUUCUGACAGUAAGAGCUGUUUGACAGUGGAACAGACUCCCUCGGGACUUGUGGACUCACCUUCUUUGGAAGUUUUUUGGCUGGAUGGGCAUCUUUCAUGGAUGCUUUAGUUGAAAUUACUGCCUUGCAGGGGUUGGACUAGAUGACCCUCAGGGUCCCUUCCAACUCUACAACUCCAUAAAAAGGGGAUUGGACAAUUUAACUUAGGGAAGGCCUUUCAAUGGUUAUUAGUCACUGUGGCUAUAGACAGGUUCAGAUGCAACUCCCCCCCCUUUAUUAUCUACCCUUCACCCUAAGCUCCAAGGUAUAAUACAAGAAUUUAAAACAAAUUACAGCAGCCUCUCUCAACCUGUGGGUCCCCAGAUGUUGUUGGACUACAACUCCCAUCACCCCUGGCUAGCAAGGCCAGAGCUCAGGGAUGAUGGGAGUUGUCGUCCAACAUCUGGGGACCCACAGGUUGAGAACCGUUGAAUUAGUCACCAUCAUAGGAUGGGUCAGUUCACCUUAUAAGACAGGUACAGGGAGGCUGUGCCUCUCCUUAUGUUGUUGGAAUACAACUCCCAGCAUCCCAGAUUAUUGACCAUGGUUGGUGAGGUUGAUGGCAGUUAGGAGUUCAGCAUCAUAUGCAGGGCGACAGAUUCCCUAGCUCUGCAGUAAGAAGUACGUUGCCUUAACCUGAAUAUAUAAGAACAAAUAUAUAUCAACUAAUACAGAUUCUAUCUUAAUUUAUUUUUUUGGGGGGGGAGGUACUACUUUUGUUGCUACUGGGAUUUGGAAGCCUUUGCCUAUUUAUUACAGAUCACCCAGCCAUCGACCAGUAGAUCCCAGUCUGCCUUUUGCCCUCUCCUCCUGUAAGGGAAUGGACAUGGGAAAUCCACACUUCAAUUGUUGCUUGAAGAGUGCAGCUCACUCAACGUAUUGCUCAGUUCACCCUACUACAUGUCGUUGCUGCAAGUUAAAAAUAAAAUAAUCCCAGGGAGGGCAACCUAGAAAUUUGACAAAUGAUAUUCUUAGCAGUGAAACAACAUUUUUAAUGUAAAUGCAGCUUCUCAAGUGGGCAGGGGGGCGCUGCAUGACCUUUCAGGGUGCCCCGAGAGCAAGUAUAUCAGUAUUAUGGGGAAGAUGAGAAAUUUGUCGCCCCAUUUAGGGCGGGUCGGAUCACCUCACUAAUGGAAUAAGUAGUGAUUAUUUUCUCAUUCCAGGCACUGACAUUAAUUAGAAUCACCACAAUAAAAACAACUUACUUAGAUAUAGUUAAUGCAAGCUUAAUUGACAGAGACUUAUUGGUUUUGCAUCCAGUAAAGGUUAAUAACAUUCAUCUAAGAGUUCUUUAAGAAUCCUUGGAACAAAUUUUUGCAAUAAAUAACGUUGCCCCUUAGGAUAGCACAAGUGCAAGCACUCUGCUCAAGAGCUCAACGAAAUGACUGCCCUGUGCAGUUCCAACUCGCGGUAAAUGUUGGCCGUUCCUUGUGUUGGCGGAUUAGUGGUGCUUUUGCUAGAAGUUGCGCAGAAGCCAUUCAUUUCACACACAAGCCGCAGUAUAUGGAACAGAUUCUGUAAAGCAGGAGUAGCAGCUGCACGAGUCACUCAACUUGUACAUUUAACAGGUUGAUUUGCCAAAGCCAGUGCCAAGGCAAGUUAAAGACGAGAAGGGAAAGGAGUUCGAAAGCAAGGACCUCUCCUACCGUAGAAGAGCCGCUGUGGGAAUGCAAAGCAGCCAAGGACAAGACGAGCAGAUGCUGGCUGGGCUGAGCAAGCAGCUUCAGAAUGAAGCGGUGAGUUCUUAAAAUAAAUAAAAUUGCUGCAUUAAAUUGUACCUGGCUUGUGGAAAACUCCUGCUUUUCUAGCUGUACAUUCCCCCACUCCCUGCACACCUUGGAAAAUAUUAAGCGCAGGUGAGAAAUGGCCAAACAAAGGUUACUUUUCCUGCAAUGUACGUUGCCCAUAAGCCGUGGAUAGGUGGGGGACAGGAUUUUGAUGGAUGCUGUGAUGCUACCCCACUUUGAAAUGGUACAGGCCCUUGAGAACUUAACACGUUCCCCUUUUCACAAUCAUUUAAACCAAUAUGACCAGUUAGUAUAGUAUAGCUUCUCAUGUUCUAAGUGCUAGGUCUUCUGAAAUUUAGAAAGGUUAAUGAUUGUUUUCUCCUCUGCUAACUGGGGCUGACUUGCUGUUGCCCAUUAAAACCCAUACCAAUGCAAGUAUUCUACACAUACCUGGGUAAACUCUAAAAGCAUUUACUAUGUGCCCUGGCCCACACAUACACUGCUAUGCACAGGGGAGAGAGAGGAAGGCUGAAAAGCAGCUACCACACAUGAAGGCUUUGUAAGCCCAGGGGUGGCGGCACUGCUUCUGUGGGCAGCCCCCGCCCCUGAGCCCUUUUGCUCUCCACUAAAAGCGGAACAGAAUUAAGAUGACCCUCAGGGACCCUUGCAACUCUACAAUUCUGUUACUUCAAAGGCGUUCGUCCCGAACUUGCAUAUACACCUGUGUCACCUUAAUAGAUCUUCCUAUGAACUAUGUUCUCCCCGAGGCAAGAAAUGUGUUACUUUAAAGCCAGCUGCUGGUUGCAUUCCCCCCACCCCCCAAACUUCACCCUUACUCUAAAGGCUUUUACUACUGGCUAGUUCUGUUUGUUCUUCCUAGCCCGCUGAGACUGGAGGAAAGCCAGCUGGAGCCACAACCGAUGUUUACAGGAGGAAGUUAGUCAAGGUGAGUUCAGCAGGCAGCUUGAAGCAUCUGUGAUGCUCAUAGGCUACUGAGCCAGGUUCACGGUUCUAUUAAUAUGUGAAGCCCUGAGCAACUUGGGCCCAAGAUACCUCAAGGACCACCAGAGCCCUUCUUUCCCAGCUCAAUCACUGAAUUAUCCAGAGGAGUGCUGUUAAUUGUCCUGCAAGCUUCCUAACCCUGACUCGUUUCAACUAUAAGUUGGUAUGUAACACUGAAAAAGCUGGAGGAAACGUAAAACCAUAGGGACUUAUAUGCUGAUAUAGUGGGAGUGCUGAAUGUAGAAUUGCCUGAAUAGGUGUAACACCCCCCACUUGCCUUGUAAAAAUUAUGAUGACAUUCUGGAAGUUCUGUAUUUUGGCUAUCAUUUCUGUUGUUGGCUGAAAGAGAAGUCAUAGCCCAAAACUGGACUGUCAAUCCCUUCCUGUAAGGUGUCUCGAUGCUCAGCAUACGGCUUUAUUACAGAAGCUGGCUAAACAAAUUCAGUCUUCAAGAGAUACAAACAAGGAGGAUUACUUUGUAGGACAUUGGUAUGGCUUUUUGCAAUGGGCUUUCUGUGAAAAGAAUAACUGAGAUAAUGGACAUAGAAAAGCUGUUAUAAAUGUAUCUGGUGAAUUAUUACACUUAGUCAAUUAUCUUUGCACCAUGAGUUUAUUAUUAUUAUUAUUAUUAUUAUUGUAUAAAAAAGUCACUUAUAUAUAUUUAUGAAAAUACCAGAGCUUAAAUAUUUGUUCUCAUGCAGAUCUCUGUUGAAGAUAUGGAUAGAUUUGUUUUCUUCUUCCUUCUCAGAAAAGUAGAGAGCCACAACCUAUCUGCAACACCUUCUGGCAAAUUGAGGAAAAAUUCAUAGGAAAUGGAGUUACAUAUUCUGAAGCCUUUCAACCACAACGCUUUCAGACUUCGACUAGCUCUUCUAUAUGCAGCACUUUGGAGUCUGGACUUCAUGAAGCGUCUGGACUUCGUAAAGAAUUGUACCAAUACAUGAUGACCAUCAUUGUCCUCUUCUUCUUAAUACUGCUUUCUGUGUAUUUUCUUUGAUAUCAUGUCUAAUGUGUUAGCAUUCUUAAGACUGUACAUUUACAUAGUUACAGGCUUCUGAAAUUCCACUUCAGACUUUCUUCAUAGACAUUUUCAGUGUUAUUGGCUGGAAUGGUUUUUCAAAGCAAGGUGAGUUGUUACAAAAUUAAAAAUCAAUAAAGUACUUGAAUUUUGCUUACAGUACUUUCCAAGGUAUUUAUUACAAAGAAUAAUUCCCCCCCGCUAAGUAUCAAGAGACACCGGUAUCUGAGAGAUUUAAGUAUGUGCACGACAGUAACUUUGCAGCAAAGUCUCCUAAAAGAAGACAAGCCAAUUUCAGUUGUAUUUUGAAACCCUAACUUAAGCUCAUACAGAAACAGUUCCAAUUAUCCAGCAACUACGUUGCUUUCCUUACCUUGUUACAAUAUGGACAUUCACCAAAUAUGACAUUAAAACUUUGCCGACUGGAAGGAAGUCCACGCAGCCACUACAGAGAAAUGCAUGUUAUUAGGUAAGUCCCAGGAAAAGACUCCAAAGAAUAGGCCUCAAAUACAGCAAGCUCUCUUACUAUUCAAGGCCUUAAAUCAUGUUGCCCAGUCUCACUCUCCAGGUGGCUGCUCAAAGCAUGAGUUUUUGACUAGCAGGACAGAGAAAGCAAAGCCUGGUGUAACUGGUUGUCCUCAUUUUUAGGAAACAAACCUGCCCCCAUCGUCUGAGUAGAAGAGCUCCAGAAAUAUCUAAUCCUACCCCCAAUCUAUUUGCCAGCUGCCAAGCUGAGCAUAUUUGGCCACACUUGGUCCUGGUGAGAACAAAAGUGGCUGCUUCUCCACCAGGUAUUGUCCCUAAAGGUAAAGGGACCCCUGACCAUUACAUCCAGUCGUGGCCGACACUGGGGUUGCAGCCGAGGGAGCCGGCGUACAGCUUCCAGGUCAUGUGGCUAGCAUGACUAAGCCGCUUCUGGCGAACCAGAGUAGCGCAUGGAAACACCGUUUACCUUCCUGCCGGAGCGGUACCUAUUUAUCUACUUGCACUUUGACGUGUUUUCGAACUGCUAGGUUGGCAGGAGCAGGGACCAAGCAACGGGAGCUCUCCCUGUCGCGGGGAUUCGAACCACCGACCUUCUGGUCGGCAAGUCCUAGGCUCUGUGGUUUAACCCACAGCACUACCCUACCAGUAAAUUAAUCAACAGGGAUCUUUUAAGGAUCCUCAACCUACAUUUUGGCACACACUACUCAAGACCAAGUAUAUGGUCCAGGCUAUUCAGUUUUGUCACAAAACUUUACAAUUUCAAUUUAACCCCAACUGGAACUGUGUGAUCUUUUGCAUUUUCCUUUGCAGCACAACAUUCCUGUGCUGUGAGUCUAAACCAAAAUUUUGAAAUUUCACACAUCUGUGGUGAAACAUGCUUAUAUGCUGACUGGCAUAUAAUGCGUGAUCAAACACAACAUGUAAGAUUGGUUUGUAUCAGGAGUACAAACAGCUUCAAUGUGCUAUCUACAAGCAUUCUUCAGAACAUUUAUUUUGCGGAUGUGGGCACUGGAGGCUGCAGGAAAAAAUGCCUCCUGUCCAAGAACAGUACAAAAGAGCACCCGUAUGAUUGCACCCACCCAUCAAUUUUCCAUUCCAUAAUCCUAGAACGCUACCGUAAAUUGCUCUACCUCAUAUAAGCAAGCUUGAUGGAAAGGCUGGCCACAGCGGGGGUCGUCACAGACUUGGUCUGGAAUAGUCCCAUCAAGACGGUAAGCGUAGCAGAUCCCGCAAUCCAUAGAGAAGUCCUAAAAAAACAUGGAACGCAGCUCAAGCACAUAGAAUAAAGCAUGUCAACUUGUUUCACCCAUUUUAAACAAUUACAUUUGUGGUUGGCUUAUUGUUUAUAAGAAAAUGUACAAGAGUCCAUUUAUGGUAAUUUAUUAAGGACUAAACUUUAAAAUUGUUAUCAACUGAAGGCAUCCCCCAACUGAUUAGAAAAUGCUUUUUUUACCCUUUAUUUUUAAUACAUUUAUCCGUAGGUAGCGGGUAUUAUCCCGUUACUCGCACACAGAGGGAAAUGUGAAAUGGUCAUUUGUUAGAACAGGGGUGGCCAGUGUGUUGCACCUUCCAACUAUGAGCCGGCAUGGCCUGUGCUCAGGCAUGAUGGGAGCUGUAGUCUGCCUAUUUUAAGAAUGUGUUUUGAGCUUUAAUCAUGUCCUUAUUAAGAAUAAAACUCGAUGAAUCAUGCAACGAC
Molecule: messenger RNA, 69706 nt
Organism: Podarcis lilfordi (Lilford's wall lizard)
Lineage: Eukaryota; Metazoa; Chordata; Lepidosauria; Squamata; Lacertidae
Source: the annotation of a GenBank genome assembly